Molecule: messenger RNA, 48204 nt
Organism: Porites lobata
Lineage: Eukaryota; Metazoa; Cnidaria; Anthozoa; Scleractinia; Poritidae
Source: the annotation of a GenBank genome assembly
CUCCUUAUUGCAAUAAUCCCUCUCGGUUUUCUCUUAGCCAUCCUAUCUGGAAGUACAACAGCUCUUCCUGACAUUGGUAAAUGUACAUUUAUGGAAUAUUUCUGUGAUGCCAUGAAAUGCCAAACGGACUUUUUUAAAACACUCCAGAAAGACCCUAAUGGAGAUUGCAGGUACAGAACAAUUGUUCGUGACGUAAAAAAGAUGUCCGUAACUGGAGCCACUGGCAGCUUCCGGGAAUGUGAAAAUACAGAGUUUGUAACCCUUAGUCCCAAUAUCCACAUAUAAAUUCUCCAUUCUGAUCUUCAUACACUUCCUUAAAGAAUUAGUUGAGAGAGUUUGAUAAGAGAUCAGAGCAUUUUCUCUUUAUUGAUCAUUUUAUCAACUCUCAUAACCAUUUCUCUUGGCAACAUAUGGAUAAUGUUAGGAGAAAAUUGAUGUUGGUGACCAUUGGUUAAAGGAAUUGUCCACCUACCCAAGUGUGCGUACCCAAGUGUGCGAGAGAUUCCACUGUUCCACUGCGCAUGUACACCUCUUGCAGUCCAGCUUUUCUGAAACCUAUCUCCUCAAUACGUUCCAUAACAUGCCCUAAUUCCUGUCUGCACGGCAAUUUUUUUUUCUUUCUGAGCUUUUUGAGCAAGUGGGAUGACAUUUCACGGGCGAAAUUCGAGAGAGAAACCAACUGGAAGCAGUCUACUUUAUUGUAAGAGAUCGGGAUCCGUCUUUUAAGCGAAGAUACCUAAACAACUGUUUUUCAUUUGUUUGCCCAAUUGUUUUUCAACGUCUUCGGUGCUUUCCUACGCACAUGACGUACAUGUUACUACAGUUAAGUUAAGUGAGUUUACGUUGUGUUUCAGUUAUACAGAGACUGAUCUCUGUAAUAGGAGGUUUUGAGGUUCCAGUUGUGUUUAAAGGCAUUCGUGGGAUGGGAUGGUAUGGGAUAUCGGUCCAAUUCAAAGUAGACGACAAGUACAAACGGAUUAAGGAAUGCAGAGCAGGCGCUCAUAACAUGUAAAUGUCUCCCAUUAAUUCUGGACAAGAUGCAUGAAUUUUCCUGUUUUCGUCCUUAGUGCCAAAUUCGAGAGAUUGAUUGGUUGUGUGAAAAGGACUGUGCAUAUUUGUGCUGGACAUGUUUUAUCUCAAAGUCGCAUCGAAAGCAUUAUACGCAAGCAUUUCAAAGAAAAUGUCAUGUGUUUAAAAGGUGGAUGGGCGGUUCCAGCUAUGCCUUCGGUGGGGUCACCAUGUAGCAGCUCGUAUACCACUGAUGCAGCCAAUUGUUUGAGAACCUUCCAUCAUAAAUUCGCUGCAGACAAGUCGGAUCCAGAUCUUUGCUCGUAAGUUGAAUCAUUAAACAAAUAAUUUAAAGUCUUCCUAGUUAGCUACGUGCCAAGAACAGUUCACUAUACUUAACUCCCAUAUUAACUAUGACUCUUUAGGGUGUGGAGUCAAUCAGUGGUGCGCUUGCAAAUAGCUUAGAGGUUCGCCAUGCUUAAAGUCAUAAAUAUUAUCCUUUUUUUCCCGACCUUCAGCUAGUGUCCUCUCAUUCCACCACCCAGUAAUGCAUGUUCCCCGGCCUUUUCCUUCGGAAUUUCAGGGACGGCGAGCUUGUCGAAUCUCACCAGUUUCAAUUUGCAGUAGAUCGAUAGGGGAAAGUCACUGGACGAGAAAAUGGAUUUGCACAAAUUUGCUCCUUGCAAAUAAAGGCAAAGAUGGUAAAUGACACAUUUUGCAUAAUAAUAUUACCAGAAAACAAGGGGGUUUUAAAUAACUAGGCAAAUGUGGCUUUUACCAUCUUUGCCUCAGAUUUACUAUUCUGAUUUCAAAAUUUUGCGACGACAUAUUUGCCGGAAGGAAGGGUAAGACGAAAUUGAGGAACUGAUCCUACUGAUGGCUAAAAAUGAGCAAUGAUUAAUAUCUUUCAAUUUUUUUAAAUAUCUAAAUUUAAAGGAAUCAAUGAUUAAUUUCGUGUAGCUUUUGCAAUACUGUAAUAGUCUGUUAUAGUCGUGCAAAUAAAGCUUAUUGUUGUUGUUGACAAAGUGGAUUGAAUCCUCCUUCCUCCCCAAUUUUCUCCCCCCCCACCCUACCAACCCUUGUCUCCUCUUCGCCACUUCAGUCCGCCUUCUACCAUCAAAAAAUCCUGACAUAGUUUGUCUCUUUUCAUUUCGACAGGGAAAAUGCCAAGGCAAAGAAGUGCCUAAAGGACCUGUCACGGUCGGCUUGUACAUUUUCAUCUUCUACCCAGGAAUUAAUAGAUUUGAGCUACAAUGACUACAAUCCUUUCUGCAAAAAUAAUCGAGAUCCUGAAGCAACAGGAAAUGACCAAUGUUAUGGUGUGAAGAAACUCAACAAUCCUCUUCAUUCCUUUCAUUCUACCAAAUCUACCACUCCCCCCAUUUUUCAUACUUCCAUCUUUUCCCCCACUUUCACUAUUUCUCAGUUCCUUACGUCCACCAUUUCCCCAGUCACUUCAGCAGCCCCUAAAGUGAAAAAUGGUAUUUUUCAGGUUCUACUAAUUUUUCCUUUGUUGAUGUUACUCUUGAGCUAAAGUAUAAUUUAAAUGGUUCAUGGGAACCUUUGACAACCAGGACGACGGCGGCAACGAGAACAUUAAAGAGAAUACACUCUUUAUUUCUUCAAGAUUAAUGCCAACUUAUUUCUAUUUCUUAAUGUAGAGGAAUUUUUUAAGGUUAUAUUUUUGUGGAUCUUUCGUAUUAUGUAAAUUUCAAUGCCGUAGUUGAGCAAUCAGGGCAGUGCCUCAGACAGUAUCAGUAGCUUCUUUUCUUUUCCACGUUUCGUCUUUUUUUUUUUUCUGCCUUAUCGUUGUGGUUGCUAAGGAUUCCCUCAGUCUAAUCAAACGUUUCCUAUUAGCGAAAAACGAACAGUAGAACACUUUUUCAGAUAGAAGACAGUGAAAAAAUUGAAGUGCAUAUAUAUCUUGCAUAUAUAUCUUUUUUCAAGGGUUAUAAUGGUAAUCAAUGGCAGUUACCAACGAAGUAAGAAUGCCAAACAAUAAAGCUGAAACUGAAACUGACUAUUUGAUAACUACUACUGUGUUGCAAGUCAUCAUUUCCUUGAAACUUAGAUGCAAAGGAGAUAAAAACGAAGUUGACGUUAAGGUAGUAAAUAAAUGUGUAAUAUUCAUUAAAUAAAAUAAUUUAGGCUAGCUGUGAGCAUUCACCAAAUUAAAGCGUUAGAGUGCUUAGUUAUGAUCACAUCGCUUCUUUAUCAAGGCUAACAGGCUCAGCUGACCCUCAGGGUUUUUCAUAGGGGUCCACCGUGAAACAUUAAAGACCGGGGGUGUGUUUCCCCUUCGUUCAUCACUGUGUUUUGCCACCGUUAGAGAGCGCCAGUUCCCUUACAAUUUUCUGCUUUUAAGCCGGUAUUUUUAUGGCUGCUCUGUGAGUAAGUCACUUAUAACAAAGUCAUAGACCUUUGUCACGCAGCGGCCAUUUUGUCUCAGGAGAUUAAAAAAGCUUCUUUUUGGCACGGUUGGCCUUGCAGUAAAAAUGAGGCUAGCCGUGCAAAUACAAAGCUCUUUUAAGAAACGGUCCAGAUAAGAACGACAGCAACAACGGCAACGAACAUGUUGGAAUGCAAAAAAGGUGCUAACUUUUCUAUUGUCUGUACUUACUUCUGAUUGGCUUAAACAGCAAAAGUUAACAAAACUUCAUAAAGCGGUACAUAAUUCAUCCUUACUUUCCAACCAUCUUCCAUAUAACAAAAUCUGGUCUCAGUUUGAAUAACAAAGAAAUUCUAUGUGGGGAACAUGUAAAAUUGUAAACUUUUCUUGGCUAUUGUUUUCAACUCUUGUGAUUGGACAAAAUCUUUCAACACCAAAAAACACCCUUUCAAAGUGGAGUCUAAAUGCAUGCAUUUUAUUGCGUAAACGGCCUUCAUGUAGGUUUAUGCAUUCUCUGUGCAAAAAUGAGAACAUUCCUAUGUGGGGAAAGCACCGUUGCCGCAUAACAAAAGAAAUUGCUAUCCACCUUACCCGGAUCAUUACUUACUAUCUUGGAACAAAAUGGCCGCCGCGUGACAAAGUUCUAUUGGCUAAAAAUCGUCGUUGCGAAUCGUCUCAUGUAACGUCACCUUUAUAGGUCCAGGACGAUCUUAACCGAUUCUAACGACGAUUGUGGAGAACGGCUAGUGCUAAAACUUUUGGAUUCUUUAUUUUCGAAUCCCUCAUAAUAUACUCUUUUUGGCCUACAAAUUUUGCAUAAAUCAUAUCGCAAAUGCUCCUGGGAGGACUCCCGGGAGGACUGCAUAUUCCCAAAUUAAAAGGAUUUGGAAACAGUCACUGUGAAAAUUUGAGAGGCAAAGAAAGCGUAACCUUUGUUUGCAACAACGUGACAAGGAGGCUAUGUUGGUUUACAAGAAUUCGCAAGAUAAAAGAGUUUAGAUCCAAUUGGAUUGAAACACUUUAUUAUUGUCAACUAAUAUGGCCGCAGUGACGUAACUGACUACAACGUCGAUGUCAACAGGAACGUCUCAUGGGCAAUAGGCCCUUUGCAGCUUGCCAUUCUCCUGAUACAAAAUCGCCAUGCUGGGACGCAAACGUCGCACUGGGACAAACAAAAAUUAUGUAUGCCUUUGGUUGGUAUUGUCCCAGUGCGACUUUUGCGUCCCAGCAUGGCGGUUUUGUACCACGUGAAUGGCACGCUGUAAAGGGCCUAUAACUGAAUUUUAUGUAAAACAACAACUCUGCACGUGCAGCACAUUUUUUUGCACAUUUCUUUGCCGUCACUGUACGACUACGACGUGAAAUUACCAAGCCUAAAAAAAAGUUCCACAUUUUGGGUAAACGUGAACGAAUGGUGACGAAACUUCUCUCUUUCUCUUACUUUCAACUUGGAUAUGGUUCCAAGGAAUUCAACUCCAGAAGAGUUCGCUUGCAUAAGACAAAGGAGGUGAGUUGGAAUAAUUGCAAUAGAGAUUGAAAAACUGCGAGUUUCACCUUGCAAGAGAUAUUUUCCCCGUCGUCGCCGUCGUGGUAUCUUAAACUCCCUUCUUCAUGAUAUGGAGGGAUUAAAGAAGAGUAGUCGAUUGGUCCUUUAGUUUUAUGGCGAAUUUGGGCGAUGCUUUGUGAUGCGAGAGCGAUUUGAGAGUCGAGGUUGGACAUAGUAACCUGCCUCGCCUCACUAAAUGUAGAAAAACAAGAACGAACUAACAACGUGCCGCAAAACCCCGCAAGUGGUCAAGAAAUGAUCCCAGGUUACACAGAAAAAACAACAAUUAACACAAGUUCAGGUAAAUGUAGUUUAUUUCUACAUUUAUGCCCAUAGUUUUAAGAUUUGACAACUACGUAUAUACUGAUUUCUCUUAUAAAGAUUUUAUACAUUGUUUGUAAUAUCCAAAACAGUAUCAACAUAUCCUGUAAUUUAGCCUGUUCCAGGGGUGAACCGCGGUGGACACAACCAAUCAACCAAAACUCAUUUCGAUUCCUGCGUAAAAAUUUAAAAAAAAAAAAGAAAGCUACUUAGAUUUAUUUAGGGCUUUACAAGUAACGAGCAACUCAACCCCCUCUCAUUGAAGUGCCUUAGGUAGAUCGGUAGGGGUAUGGGUAACACGAGCGUCUGAUAUUUUUAACGCGUUUCAUUUCAUUUUUGAUCAAAAUAAAAAGCUUUUAUGAGGUUUAUACUCGGAAUAUCCCUUAUUUAUGGCUUUGUAGAACAAUUUGCUACCAGUGGGAGUCAUUUUCGCCUAUUCGAUACUAGGAAAAUGAUUAUUUUCAUAGGCAGAGCUCCGUCCGGCUGUGUUGAGAACGCAUGGAACAACGCAAUGUUACGCGAUAAUUACUGCCUUUAUUGUUGUGCAAAGAGUGUUUUAACUGUAAGAUAAUUUUCUCAUUGAUUGAAACAAAGAUCUGAGCAUGAAGUGACAACUAUAAAUCGCACUGGAUCUUAAUGAACAUCGGCAACAAGCAAAACAGUUGAAAAAAGAUCAAAGAUAUAGCAAUUUGGCCGCUACUUGUGUAUGUGUAUUAUAAAACAGGGACGUCUAUAAUUUUCAACACAUUCCUUUGUUUAGCAAGAAAAUGUCGCACGAAAUUAAUAGAGCUUUUCGACGUCUUUAUUAGGGUACUUUUUGUAACACAAAAUUGCCUCCAGUGGAAGUUGUGCUCGGCCUGUUUUUUUCCUAAACAAGAGAUGUACGAUCAGGAGCGCCACAUUAAAUUUGGCGGGCAUUUAGGAGGUUUUGGCGCCGAUAUGUUCGAAGCAGAAAUAAAUUAAUUAAAGGAAAAAAAUCGAACACUGUGCUUACCUUCCAGGAGUCUUACGAUUAAUCAAGUCAUUAUACAAACCAGAAUUAAUGUGUCGUAAGGUAAACCCACUGAUCUAAGGCUGAAUUGGCCUCGCAUUUGAACCAAUGUGAAGAAGGAAGGCUGGCCAUCUCCGGUUAUCAGAAGAGAAGCUUGAAUCCUCCUAACCUGUCCGAUCUGUUUAAAUGUUCUUCCAAAUACCAAUCGCUUCUAAGGGAAACGAUUUUGAUCUCGAAUCAACCCAGAAAUUCUAGACCAGGAAACGGCAAAAAAGUAACUCACAUAUACUCCAUACAAUGAUGGCUUGAUCGGGCUGAUCCGAUCCGGAGAAUAGUUGAAAAGACCGCGCUCGACUUUAUUUACAUGUAUUUACCCCGCCUAGUAUUGUUUUAACCAUAUUAACAGACAGUUGCGAAAUUUAGAAUUGUUUCAUCGCCUCUGUGAAGCUCACUACCGAUGACACCUAAUGUGACCCCUGCUAACAUGCACGAGAUCGGAGGUAAAAUUCUAACAGGAAAUUGAGCAUAGCAACCGUCACUCAAGAUAAUUAGUAAAGGGACUUUACGCGGCUCCUCAUGCAUGACGCUGAAGCGCACUGUUUAAUUUGGAAGCAUGUAACGGGUAUCGUUACAGCAUCUUUGCACGGGCCAUACCAUGAACAUCGCCAAUAUAGAGUGCUAAAAGCAGUUUCUUAGACAAUGCAAAUCUUUCUAAUGAAAAGAAUUCUAAGCUGAAUAAAACCUAAGUCACGCUUUGAGAAAUUUUCGUUCCCCGAGCCUCCCAACAUUUUUAACUAGCGAGAAACCUUUUCUUUUCGAUAACCACGCGGCCAAAUUUGAAAGACAAGUGUUGUGAGUCGCCCAAUCACUUCAAAGUUUAUUGUUCGCAAGCUAAGUUUAGUAAUUUACGCCACACCUUGCAUCAUUUUAUCUCUUGGUGUCACAAGUUGCUGCUUUCAAAUCGGUCGCAGCGACAGGUCAGGAAAACCCCACAGCAAAUUCAUCAGAGAAGAUAAGAAAUGCAUCUUAAAAGCCUUCUUUUCGUGCUUGGUAAGUCAAACUGUAUUUUAAUACCACUUGCUUUUUUUUCGCUAUGGGCGCCCGGCUUGAGUGCGAGCUUCGUGCUCAAACACACUGAAAUGAAGGUGUGAAUGAUAAUAGGAAGCCGUGCGCAUUGCAUUAAUAACUCUGAAGUAUGAAACCUUCUACUUUCCCUGACGAUUCGAGCUGUUUCAUUACAGAUUGCUUGUUUAUAGCACACUGUGUGCAGUAGCUCAUUGCUCGCUUGUAAGCAUUGCGUGGCCCAAUAUUCCUACAUCCUUGCCAGCGAAAAAUGUUUCCAUCUAGCAACCCAGCCACUAAAAAGGCGUGCAAAUCAGCUUUUUUUCUCAGUGUUUUAACGCUAUAGUACCACAGACCGGGGAUUGUUGGAAGAAACAAGCCAGUGUUGAGUAUUCUUUACGUAUUGCACGAAAUGGCCGAAAAUUGUUGUAAGUUAAAACAUGAUCAAAUCAAAUCAAAUCAAAUCACUGGUUUAUUGUCCCUUUUGCAGGUCGGAAGGCUGAAUUGUAGGAUACCUUAAAAGCUGUGAUAUAUAUACUAAGACCCUACAUUUAUUGACAAGAUUAAUAUUUAACACUAACAAAAUUUGAGAAACGUUCAGUCCUUGUGGCCAUGGGCCUGCGUGCUAGAACUCUCUGAUCUUAGACACACACUGGUAGAUAUAGGUACCACGCUGUUGUGUAUUAGUGGGUAUAAUCGGUUACCCGGCCGAACCUUAACUAUAAAUUUAAUACACGAGACUGCCCGACGGUUAGAAAGAGUGGAUAGUGCAGCUUUGCCAAGUGUUGUUUCAUACGAAAAUUAAUAUCAGGCCAAAUGAGCGAAAGGCCCCUUUUUGCACGUCGAUAAUCACGGUAAAUUUCGCAGAACAGCAUUUGUCAAGAUACUUUUACUCUUUUUGGCUGUUACUGAUCAUCAAAGAAAAAAAAUAAGUAUUCGUUAAUUUCAGAUGUGUGAAUUUCAACUCUUAAAUCGAUCACACCUGGAUGCGGAUGCGAAUGCACUAGUGCAGAUCGAAAGAUCAUAGCAGGGCGCUGAAACCGCAGAAUGCAGAAAUAAGUUGAAAGGGCUAACUCGUGAUAAGCCCACUUUUUUGGUCAAAGUUCAGCGGGGCUAGAAAUAUAAACAAGUAUUCUCAGUCAUCUUUUGUCAUGCUCGGAACUCUAAAACAAACGCAAUCAUUUGUUUCUACCAAAGGGAGAACAAAGUUUAAAUCUGUUUCCAUCCCGCGGGCCACAGACAAUACGGUUACUGUUAAGGUGAAGUUUUAGCGUAAUUUUGAAUAAAACUGAACCGGCCAUAUAUUCAGGGUUUUUAUUGUAUUCCAAUGUGUCUCUUGGGUUUGCAAGUAAUAUCUGUAUAGAGUGUUGGAAGCAGUUUCUUAGACAAUUUAAAUUUUUCUAAUGAAAAGAAUUGUUAGCUGAAUAUCAUCUAGGUCACGCCUUCAGAGAUUUUCGUCCCCACAGCCCCUCAGCUUUUUUAACGAGCGAGUAAUUAACCUUUUCUUUUCCAACCACGCGGCCAAAAAAAAACGAUACGUGCUGCAUGGGAAGGAGUGCGGUUUAAAAAGAGAAGUCAGCCAUGUCGGCCCAAUAUUGUGAGUCGCCCAAUCAUUUCAAAGUUUUUUAUUUCGCAUGACAAGUAAUCAGUAGUUUUACGCCACACCUUGCAUCAUUUUAUCUUUUGGUUGCACAAGUUGCUUUCAAAUCAGUCGCAGGGACAGGUCAGGAAAACCCCACAGCAAAUUCAUCAGAGAAGAUAAGAAAUGUAUCUUAAAAGCCUUCUUUUCGUGCUUGGUAAGACAAACUGUAUUUACCACUUGCUUUUUUUUGCCAUGGGCGCCCAGCUUGAGUGCGAGCUUCAUGCUCAAACACGUGGAAAUGAAGAUGUGAAUGAUAAUAGAAAGCCUUGCGCACUGCAUUCACUUAUGAAGUAUGAAACCUUCUGCUUUCCCUGACUAUCCGAGUUAUUUCAUUACAGAUUGCCUGUUUAUAGCACACUGUGUGCAGUAGCUCAUUGCUCGCUUGUGGGCAUUGCGUGGCCCAAUAUUCCUACAUGCUUGCCAGCGAAAAAUUCCUCCAUCUGGCAACCCAGUGCCACUAAAAAGGCAUGCAAAUCAGCUUGUUUUUCUCAGUGUUUUAACGCUAUAGUACCACAGACCGGGGAUUGUUGGAAUAAACAAGCCAGUGUUGAGUAUUCUUUACGUAUUGCACGACAUGGCCGAAAAUCGUUGUAAGUUAAUGCAUGAUCAAAUCAAAUCACUGGUUUAUUGUCCCUUUUGCAGGUCGGAAGGCUGAAUUGUAGGAUACCUUAAAAGCUGUGAUAUAUAAACUAAGAUUUAUACUUAGAUUUAUAUAUACUACAUUUAUUGACAAGAUUAAUAUUAAGUUAACACUAACAAAAUUUGAGAAACGUUCAGUCCUUGUGGCCAUGGGCCUGCAUGCUAGAACUCCCUGAUCUUAGACACACACUGGUAGAUAUAGGUACCACUCUGUUGUGUAUUAGUGGGUAUAAUCGGUUACCUGGCCGAAUAUAAAAAAUAAGUAAUCGUUAAUUUCAGAUGUGUGAAUUUCAACUCUUAAAUCGAUCACACCUGGAUGCGGAUGCGAAUGCACUAGUGCAGAUCAUAGUUAAUGGAGGUGACUGGUUAUGAAGCCCGGCAAACAUCAAAGGAGCAAACAAAGAUGCCAAGAUUUAUGUUAGCACGACCCUGCACAAUCUUUUGUUUUGCGUUCAUACGUUAUGCAUGAAUUACGUAACCAGCACGUUUCUAUUGGUUAGUUCCUCAGUACGGAGUAAACAACUAUUGUGUUUUGUGCAGGGUCAAGGCCAAAAAAGAGAACAAAAACAUACAACAAAGAACUUUGUCGGGUUUCAUAGCCAUUCCCUCUAUUAACUAUGUGCAGAUCGAAAGAUCAUAGGAGGACACUGAAGCCGCGGGAUGCGGAAACAAGCUAACACGGCUGAGUCAUGAUGAGCGCGCUUUUUUUGGUCAAAGUUAAGCGGGGCUAGAAAUAUAACCAAGUAUUCUCAGUCAUCUUUUGUCAUGCUCGGAACUCUAACAAACGCUAUCAUAUGUUUCUACCAAAGAGAGAACAAAGUUUAAAUCUGUUUCGUUCCCGGCCACGGACACACGCUUACAGUUGAGAUGAAGUAGUAUGGUAAUUUUGAAUAAAACUGAACCAUAUAUUCAGGGUUUUAAUAUUAUUCCAAUGAGUUUCUUGGGUUUGCAAGUAAUAUCAACACAUCUUGGCAUAACUCCUGUUAGUCACUAAAAUGGCUAUGGUCAAAAUCAAGGAGAAGUUCAAAUACCCCUCUAUGCGUAAAGCUGUGCCUGAGCAUGAAGCAUUUAAAGUACGUUAUUUUACAGCCAGCAGCGGGAGCGUUUAUUUCCCGGUUUAUACUAAUACGUGAGAAAUUUCUGUAGUUUAACUGGCUUGGAGCAGUGGUAUUUUAGCUUAAUUUGAAAUACCUACAUGUAAAAAUUACACACGUUUUGUGGGUAGUAGUAUGAACAAAUAAUAGCAUGAUUUGUACGUGAUUUUUGGCAUAAAUGCCACGAGUGAAACUUCAAAAUUGAAAUAUGCCAUGGACAACGCCAUCUGUAUAUAUAGAGUGUUGGAAGCCGCCUCUUAGACAAUUUAAAUCUUUGUAAUGAAAAGAAUUAUUAGCUGAAUAGAACCUCGACGGUCACGCUUUGAGAGAUUCUCGAACCCAGAGCCCCUCGGCUUUUAUAUAACGAGCGAUGAAAACCUCUUGUUUUCCAUAACCACGCGACCAAAUAACGAAAAGAAAAGUUCGGGAAACGAGCGUGGUUUAAAAAUAGAAAUUGGCCCAAUUUAGUAAUUCGUCCAAUCAAAAUUCAAACUGGAUUGUUCCGCGCGCCACACUCAGAGGACAGAUAUAACAGAAGUUUACCGCCACAUCUUGCAUCAUUUUAUCUUCACUGGUUGCUUAAGUUGCUCUCAAAUCGGUUCCUGGGACAGGUCAGGAAAAAGCCACAAAAAAAUCAUCAGAGAAGCUUACUAGAAAUGCAUGUUAAAAGCCUUCUUUUUCGUGCUUGGUAAGUCCACUUGUUUUCACCACUCGCUGCUACCUUGAACUCGAUUGCUAGCUUUUAUGCCUAGGCGCGCCGAAAUGACUGAAACGAAAGUGUGAGAGAUAUAAGAGCUUGAAACAUUUCUAUAAAGGCACUUAUAUGCCGCGUUGAAUUCCCUCAGGAAAUAUGGAACCUUUCGCUUCCCCUAGCAUUCGCAGAUUAUUACCUGUUUAGAACAUGUACACUGCGUGUUCAGUAGCUCAUUGCUCACUGGUGAGCACUGCGUGUCCCAAUAUUCCUACAUGUUUGCAAGGGAAAACUUUUUUCCAUCUAGCAACCCAGUGCCACUAUUAAAAAAGGCAUGCAAAUCAGUGUCUUGUCUCAGCGUUUUAACGCUAUAGUACCACUGACCCGGGAUUGUUUGAUUGUUUGAUUGUUUGUUUUUAUAGCGGAGGGGUGGCUGUACGCACUCAGGCUACCAUAAAACCUUGCCGAGUGGUUUACGAGCAACUCGCUCAGCGCUUAGCGUACGGGUACCAGGUAUCUGACUUUACAUCUUGGUGUUCUUUAUUGACCCCUCUAUUCUUCACAGCAACUCAUACGUUUUGUCUACAACGUCACUUAACGAAUACAGCUCAACUACAAACAGUACACCCUACAACCAACAAUCGAUCAAUUAUCUGCGCCAAAUUAAGUGUUGGCAACUUAAAUAACCUGAAUGUAGGUCAGUACUUUCGGGCUUGCUGACUAUGAGAGUUACAAAUAAAACUGUCAUUUCGAAUGACUUGUUAAUAAACCAAUUUCCUGUUGAUAAAUAAAGUGGAAUAAACAAACCUAUAAGGUUAAUAAUGUAAGAACCAAUGUAAGCGCGACAGCUAAACCAAUGAGACUCUACUUUAAACCAAAACAGCAACUCCGAUAUGUAGGUAACAAUCAAGGUCAGCGAUGGUCCCAAACCGCGCCUACUUGAAGGACUGACACUCAAUUUUAAUAAAUGACGGACGUUCAUGGUAAAAAAAAACUAUUUCAAAGGUAAUGGAAUUUGAAAACCUGUCGAUACAAAUACAGAUUAACCUUGAUCUACAAACUGAUCACAGCAAAACACUAGCCACGAGUGAAACGUCAAGCGCAAACAUGAAAUAAACUAAAAAUAACCUACAAAAUACUUCACAACAUUAUGCAUGAUAAUCACGAUAAAUUUCGCAGAACAGCAUUUGUCAAGAUGCAUUUGUUACUGAUCAUCGAAAAGAAAAAGAAAUGCAGUAUUCGUUAGUUUCAGAGGUGUGAAUCUCAUCUUGUAAAUCGAUCACCCCUAGAACAGAUGCUAAUUUACCAGUGCAGAAGAAGGGCGCCAAAGCUGUGAAAUGCGGAUGUUUCAAUGAAUGCUUGACAGAUUGAUUGAUGCAUAGAUAGGUUGUGCUAUUAAACAGCUGAUUGAUUGGUUGAUUGACUGAUUGAUUGACAGGGACGGCGGAGCGCAAUUUCAAAUAAGGGAGGUUGAAAACUCGCGUCUCCUAUUGGGAGGGGGUCUGGGGGCAUCCUCCCUCAGAAAAUUUGGAAAUCUAGAGGCUUGGAAAUGGUAAUUUUAACAUUCUCAAUGAGAUAAUUCUCUAGAAAACAUCAACCUGGAUAAGAUGUAAAAUUACAGGUACUUCUAGUACUUACAGCAUGUACCUUAUACUUAAACUAUACUUUAACAAAAUUUUUCCUCUAGAAAAGUGAGCUUAGCAACCCCAGCCCCCCCCCCCCGGCUCCGCCGUCCCUGAUUGAUUGGUCGUGGUGGAUAUUGUAGUAACAGAAAACAAUGCCUUCCUUCUUUCAGUUAUCCUUUCUGGAAGUGAAGCAGCUCUUCCCGACGUAGGUACAUGUUCAUUUAUGGAAUAUUUCUGUGAUGCCAUUAAAUGCCAAACAGACUUUUUUAAAGGACUCCAGAAAGACCCUAAUGGAAGAUUGCAGGUACAUUAAAGUAUAUAACAGUUAGAACCUUGAAAUAUCCUGUUUUUAGUAAGUCUUUACACUCAAAACACGCAUAACUCACCCCAGUUUAAAGUAAGUCACCAUACCCAACUAAAAGUAAAAGGAAUGCUGGCCUUCAAUUCUAGAAAUAAAUGACUUUUUCUGUAUCAUUUUUAACGGAAAUUUUUACCUUCUACAUCCCGGCAGCGCCAAGUUUAGGGAGCUGACCACAUGCGUGAUUAAGUCGGCUGAUAUUUGUGCUGGAAAUAUACUGCCCCAAAGCCGGAUCAAGAGCAUUGUUCACGAAAACUUCAAAGAAACUACCUUUUGUUUAAAAGGAGGAUCGAAUCCGGCUAUGCCGUCGGUGGGCUCGCCAUGCAGGAGUUCGUACAACACUGAUGCAAACAACUGUUUAAGAACCUUCCAUCAAGCAUUCGCUGCGAACAAGUCGGAUCCUGAGCUGUGCUCGUAAGUUGAGAAGAAUUUAGUAACACUGACGUGCCCUUUAAUUUUAACUGAACUUCGUUAACUGAGUAAUGGUGCGCUAGCAGAAUUAGCAGUUUUUGGGGGCAGAAAAGGGCAGCAAAAUUUAAUAAUUAGCUCAUGAAUAAAAUGUGCGGGAAACUUGUUCAGUUUAUGCUAACCAUGUUUAGGCAGGUUCUAGUAAUGAGCUCACAACCUCAUAAGGUCCAUUUGACAGUUUAGUAAGCCCAUUAUAUAGAAACGGCUAAUUUCUUCUAUUUAGCGCUAAAAAUCGGAUAUCAUGGUAGACAAAACAUACACAUACACAAAGUGGAGCUGAAAACCCUUUAUCUGAAUUUUGUCCGACUAUAUACAAAACCGUUUUCUCCUUUCUAUCUCAAGGAAACGACUAACUAUUGAAGUCUCAGAGUUUCACGAGCCGUUAGUCAGUUAAUUAUGAGAGUUAACAAGCCCACAUUUGCAUACAAUUACCGCAUAAAAAAACAAUUAAUAACUUAACAAGGAUCAAUUGAAACACGCAACUAAUCAAUAAACACUCCCAAUAAAACCAGGCACGUUUCUUAAGACACAAAUAAUCAACUUUAUGACUCUCUAUUAAAAUAACUGCAAAAAAAGUAAGAUUAAAUAUUCUAUUAAAAUAGUCAAAGAAGGCAAGGUAUCUUCUUUUUACACUGCGCACAAUGUUUUACUUACCCCUCUCCCUUUCAUUUUUAUUUUCCUACUCCUCCACAAUUUUAUCAUUUUCCUUCCUCAAGUUUUUUAUUCCCUCCUUCGCAAUUUUAUUAUGUUCUUUCCCCUUCCACCACCUCGUUUAUUCUAUAUAUUUUUCCAUCCACAAAAAAAAUCGACCUCAUAUCGACCCUACAUCGACCCUACACUCAACUUUUUUUUUUGUAACACAGCUUCGUGAAAAGUGAAAAAAAACCCACCACAUUUCUAUUGUCUUUCCAUCACUACCACAUUUCUAUUGUUUUCCCUCCACCACCACCACAUUUCUACUGUUUCUCUCCAACACCACCACCACCACCACCACCACCACAGUUCUAUUGUUUCUCUCCUCCACCACCACCACCACCACCACAUUUCUAUUGUUUUCACUCCUUCUGUUGUUUUGUUAUUUGAGUUUGGUCUUUUUGGCCUGAGGUUGGCUUGUUUGGCCUGUGGCUGGCCUCUGACCCUCUAAAAGAUAAAAAGGCUGCCCUUUUGCUGCCCAAAAAAACUGCUAAUUCUUCUGGCACACCACUACUUAUAGUUUCAUUGCAUUAAUUUCAAAAUUAUUGAAACUUUGAUCUUGAAUGCAAACACAAAACAGCUUUCCGGGCUCGAAAAGUUACCGGUACUUUCGAGAAACAGGCCAUUGGUCUUACAAAAGAAUGAAGCUGAAAACGCCUUUUCAGUGGCCAGUUUAAGUUCUCAUCAACUCAACUGAUGUUACACUGUAACGUAAUCACUCCGUACUGCAAAAGUGUUUUCAGAAUACUCAAGGGAUUUAAAACCUGGGUCAAAUGGGUGUUCUGAGCAUAUGAAUGAUUGGCAAUACCUCUCGCUAGGAGACCUAGACAAAACGAAUUUUUUUCCCCGAAAGAAAAUCUUGAGAUUUUCUCGUGCCUUAACGUUUCAUUAUGGUCAAGUGACAUAUCACGUGACCAAAAAUUGAAAAUGAAGGAAAUUAGCGAAUUGGUGGCGAAUUUACUUUGUUUGAAUAAACAAAUUGGCAUUUCCGAAAGAGGAUAAACAUACCUAACUUUCUACUUUUGGAAUGAAUGUAGGCGAAGUUUAAAAUUAAAGUUUUACAUAAUUCAAAAUUAAAUUUGGGCAUUUAAAAUUAUGUUUUUUAUUGAAGUGCAAUGGACGGUCAUUCCAAACGUGAAGUGUUAGAAAUAUUUAAUAUGAAUUAGAAAAAUGUUAUUGCUCGAUUUUUUAUUAAACCGGCCACCAAUUGGUCAAUAAUUUACGAUUUUUAGCAAAAUGGUCACGUGACAUAUCACGUGACCUAUUAACACAAUAUUUAUACUUUAAAAUGUUACGGACGAUGAGUUCUUUAAUUUAUGUGUGCCAAAUUUUGAUUCAGUGACAUCAGUCUAUGCUAAAGUUAUAGCCAAUAAUUCAUCUUCAACAGGUUAACCCCUUAGCCUUAAACUGCUUGAGUAAUCAAAACUUCAGAAUGUGAAAUGCGUAAAUUAUUUAUUCCUACCAGUCCUUUGUUAUAGCCAAUAACAUCACGGCUUAACUGACAGACGACCAAUAACAUCGCGACGUAAUUGACUAAUCAGAUCAAAAACCAUAGUAUAAUACCAUCAACUGACGUGAUACAACUCACUUUGGCUCUGAAGAUGACUACCGCACAGGUUGUCGAAACGUCGCUCACUGUCAACAACAACAGUCCUAUUCAGGACUACGUUCACCCGGACGAUCAAACUCAACCUACUUAUGAAAUGACUCUUGGGUUCAAACCUUUCACAGUCCUUUGUUUGUUUGUUUUGUUUUGUUUUGCUUUGUUUUUGCUAUUUAGUAGUAUGACAACGUUAUUGCUGCACGUGUUGAUUCACGCAAAUAGUUAAUUAGAAAUUAAUUAAUACUCAAUUCCUCAAAUACUUUAUAAUUAAGCAUUUUUUACUUGAAUAAUUGAUUUACUCGAGGGUGAACUGGCAAACGAAAGGUGGGAACUGGCACCCUUAAAAUCCCACCUUCCCCGACCUCUCCCUCUCCCCGCCCCCUGGCCUUCCAGCUAGAUUCGCCCUUGACCAACCUGGAACUGAACCAUUGUCUGUUUUGAUUUUGACAGGGAAUACGCCAAAGCAAAGAAGUGCUUGAAGAACCUGGCAGCGUCCGCUUGUUCCUUUUCAUCUAGUCAACAGGAAUUGCUAGACUUGAGUUUUAGUGACUAUAAUCCUUUCUGUGAGAGCAAUCGGGAUCCUGAGGCGACGGGAAAUGAUCAAUGUUUUGGAGUAAGAGAACUCAACAACCCCUUUCAUUCCUCUAAUCCUACCAAAUUUUCUAAUCCUACCAAAUCUGUCAUCAUUCCUACCCAGCGAACUCGCGCCAUUCUCCGCGUUACCAUUUCAGCUUCUCCUAAACCGAAAACUGAUAAUUUUCAGGCUGUACUGGUUCUUGUUUUAGCUCUGUUGUUUUUUAUCUAAUGCACUGUAGUAGUCCCCAGGGACCUCCAGUAACCACGACGACCACUGCAAAAAAAACUUUAAAUCGUAAUCGUCUCUAUUGAAAACCUUUAACUUUUGAGGAAGUAGAUAGAAGUAGAUAGAUAGGGCUGGAUAUUGGCCCUCAUGGCCAAAAUAAUGUCCAGCUUCCUUAACAGAAUUAGCUGGUCAUUAAACUCAUAUAUCACUGACUUUCUUGGUUCGUUUAGUAAUCACGACAAUAAACUGAAGCCGUGAGCGCAUGGUUUGCCUUUACCGUUCACAAUUAUUUUCUUUAACUUUUUAUAAAUACGGAUGCUCCCAACGUUACGAAACACAGUAACGUCUGUAUGGUAGGCUAAGAGUUUACCAUCUAAUCUCAUUUAAAAUACAGUCGCUUAAUAUUUGACCGCGGUUGUCGUUUUAAUAUUCAUCAUGAUGGGACAUGAUCGCGUCUACACAUUCUCUCUUAGCCACAGCUAUACCUACAGCUAUUAUCAUCAACUGCGUUCUUGAUAAUUAAUUUCUUGAUAUGAUAGUUUCUCCUUCAAAAAAAAACAUACAUUCUUCUCUUGGGCUUGAUUAGGAAAUAAAAUGUAAACAAGCACCUUUUUAUCAACAAAAUAAAUCCUGGUGAAACGAAGCCUAUGAGAAUGGGAAUAAAGAAAAAAGGUAUAAAGGAGAACAAAUAACAGCCUCUUCAAUGUUUUUGAUAGUUUAAAUUCAUUAUAAAUGUAUUUUAUAUUCUUUAUUAUUUUUUUUAACACCACACAAUUGUUAAACAACGUGCAAGAAAAACAUCAGGACAUAGAAAUUAUUUCACUUAACUGCUUGCUUAUUCGAUUUGUCCUUUGCUUAUCAAUAAUAAGUGAAUUCUAUACAGUUUCAAGUUUUCUUUGAAGAACGUUAAGUGUGAUUAGAUAUUUAUAUAAAUACGUGCCCACGCCCAAAACGUGUGUGCCAAAAGCAACUUAAAGUCCUGCGCCCGUUUUUGUAUCAAGCCAGAAGCAUAUAACCCCGAAGCGUACAACUUUGUCGCAAUGCUCGGGUUUUUUAGGGAACCAAUCAAAAUUUACUUCCUAAUAUGGGAUUACAGAUAAGUGAGAUCGUCGUGCGAGUGCUUUGUAAGUGUGCAAACUUGUAUCGCGAUGUAAAUGGUGUGGUGCAAAAAGCAUUUACUGUUUUACGAGGUAAUAUUUGACAAAAAACGGAAUGCAGUAUUAAUCCCCCCAAACGACCAAGACUGAGUUAGUUCCAUCCUCGGAGACACAGGGUCAGUCAGUCGGGCCGGGAGAAAAGGCGCGACAAAAGUUUUCAAGCACAGGCGGAAAAGCCCCUGGGUAUCGACUCUCACCGGACCAUUUCCAAACGGUCAAGUGAAUGCUGGCUCCUGAUUGGGCACAAAAAAUGCUUUGUAUUAUUAUGCCCAAUCGGCGAACAGCAUCUUCUGAGUUCUUUUCGUGAGUUCGUACACGACGGCUAUUGACUCGAUCACGGCUUGUCUGGCUCAUGCACCAAAGAAACACACGCAGUCAGGAAUCUAUCAGUUUGAUAUAAACGCUACAUUUCAAAAUACUGGUAGUCUUUACACUAGAGCCUAAAUAAGCUAAGAAAUAUUUCAAGACAAGUAAAUUUUAAAUUCUUCAAGUAAAAGAAAGCUUCACACACAACCUAUCUUUUUCACUUCAGGUUUUCCCACGCAACAUAAUUAAGAUUGAUUGACAUGUUUCGCCUUUCUCAUAGCUUGGAAACCGCAAGUUCGUUCGGUUUUAAUGAGACGCAAAGUAAAGUUACCGGGUACUUGAGAUUUUGCUUAGGUCUUCAAACACGCAUUUUUGGUUAAGUAAAACUUACCAGCUCUUAAGUCUUACUUACCAGCCUAGUGUAAAGACAACCACUGUCUACACAAAAACUAAAGACGCUUUUCCAAAAAUACAAGCUUGAGCUUACAACUGGCAGGUAUUCACUAGCCUGCGAGCAAGCUCUCCUAUUUGGGCAAGCGAAGCGAGCCUCACGAGAACGCGCGAGCGAGGGGCUUCGCCGCUCGCUCGCGCGUUCUCGCGAGACUCAUUUCACUCGCCCAAAUAGGAGAGCUUGCUCGCAGGCUAGGUAUUUACGCUUGCAUCGAUCACGCCUUCGUAAAUCUUAGGGAAUUUUGUAUGUCACGAGAGCUGACAACCACGAAAUAUUCGCAUGAGGAGUGAACUCACAUUUUUUUAGACUCUAUCGUGAUUAUUCCAACUCACUUACUUUGUCAAAUGCAAGCGAACUCUUCUUGAGCUGAAUUUCUAUCAACCAUAUCCAAGUUUUCCCUGCUAGCAGAGGUCUCUCACGACGAGGCAAAAAUGAGAGAAAGGAGAGAGCUCUCAUUUUCUCUCAUUAUACAAAAAAGCGUGAUGCACGUGCAAAGUUGUUGUUUUGCCUUGUCAAGCUAUUGCUUUUUUUACUUUCUCGUCGCCGCUUCAUCUUAAACUUCCUGUUAUUUACGAUACAUUGUGAUCCGUCAGAAACAGAAUGUUCUCAGUGCAAAUUAAAUUGCUCCUGCUGAUAGCAUCCGAAACGUUUUUCGACUCAUCGGUAGUUCCUUCGUUUCUGGUUAGCAAUGCUUGCUGAACGAACCGGAAAACUGUGGCGAGAUAAUAACCGUUGUGUACGAACUCACGAAAAGAACUCAGGAUAUGCUGUUCCCCAAUUGGGCACAAUAAUACAAAGCAUUUUUUGUACCCAAUCAGGAACCAGCAUUCUCUUGACCAUUUGGAAAUGGUCCGGUGAGAGUCGGUACCCAGGGACUCUUCCGCCCAUACUUGAAAACUUUCGUCGCGCGUUUUAACCCGGCCCGACUGACUGCCCCUGGGUCUCCGAGGAUGAGUUAGUUCCUUCUAACGAGACAAAGUCGACUGCCAAUGACAUGCACCGUAUUAAAAGAGAAGCGAUUUUUGCCUUAACAUUAGGGCAAAUAACCUUUAAAAAACCACUUACUAUCUAUCUACAAUAAAAAGUAACACAUAUUUUCAAAAAAAAAUUCACUGGUUGCUGAACUGGAAAGUAUAAAUUGUAUAAAAUUCCCUGACAUCUUCGCAGAAGUGAGUCGUGUAAUAAGAGACUGAAUAAGAAGGAUGAAACGCAAGUUCAAUAAUAUUAAAGACUUAGAUGCGGCGAUCAUAUUUUCAACUAAUGUUAUGAAUGAACAAACAGAAAACAAUAAACAGACAAAUUGUUUCUUGAAAAUUGUUAUUCGAAAACGCAUAAGUUUACCGUUAGAAGCAAUUCAGGUAACACCGACUGGAUCGUCAGUAAAAUCGGCCGAGCACAUGGCAAAAAUUAACACUAAAAUUAAGCUUAUCUUAUUAAUCGCACUGGGACAAGACAAACAAAAAUUAUGUAUCCCUUUGGUUGGUCUUGCCCCAGUGCGACUUUUGCGUCCCAGCAUGGCGGUUUCGUACCACGUGAAUGGCAAGCUGUAAAGGGCCCAUAACUGAAUUUUAUGUAAAACAACAACUCUGCACGUGCAGCACAUUCUUUUGCACAUUUCUUUGCCGUCACUGUACGACUACGACGUGAAAUUACCAAGUUCCACAUUUUUGGGUAAACGUGAACAAACGACGACGAAAUUUUCUCUCUUUCUCCUGCUUUGAACUUGGAUAUGGUUCUUAGGAAUUCAACUCCAGAAGAGUUCGCUUACAUUAGACAAAGGAGUUGAGUUGGAAUAAUCGCGAUAGAGAUUGAAAAACUGCGAGUUUCACUUUGCAAGAGAUGUUUUCGCCGCCGUCGCCGUCGUGGUAUCUUAAACUCCCUUCUUCAUGAUAUGAGGGAUUCGAGAAGAGUAGUCGAUUGGUCCUUUAGUUUUAUGGUGAAUUUGAGCGAUGCUUUGUGAUGCGAGAGCGAUUCUAGAGUCGAGGUUGGACACAGUAACCUGCCUCGCCUCACUAAAUAUAGAAAAACAAGACCGAACUAACAACGUGCCGCAAAACCCCGCAAGUGGUAAAGAAAUGAUCCCAUGUUACACAGAAAAAGCAACAAUUAACACAAGUUCAGGUAAAUGUAGUUUAUUUCUACAUUUAUGCCCAUAGUUUUAAGAUUUGACAACUAUAUUCUGGUUUCUCAUAUAAAGAUUCCAUACAUUGUUCGCAAUAUGCAAAACAACAUCAACAUACGCUGUAAUUGGGGCGCCUGUCGCUCAUAAGUCAUGUAAGAAAACAUAAGAUAUCCUAUUUCCGAGGGAUUGUCUCACGCAGAAAGCUGGAAUAGUUCAUUUCGUUCUCCUUCUUGUUCUUCUUCUUGUUCUUCUUGUUCUUCUUCUUCUUAAUUAUUAUUAUUAAUAUUAUUAUUAUUAUUAUUAUUAUUAUUAUUAUUAUUAUUGUUAUUAUUGUUAUAUAUAUGUAUAUAUGUAUAUAUUUAACAAUUAUUCUUUGAAAUCGAGGUGAAUAGUGGCAAAAUAUUUACCGAGACGCGAAAGCGGCGAGGUAAAUAUUCCCAAAGCCACUAUUCACCGAGAUUGAAAAGAAUAAUUGUUUUAGUAUAUACACAUGAAGUGAUCUCAACAAAAUCAGAGAGGAAACCAUUCAAAAGUACGAUUUGAUUGACAGAUCAAAUCACGCGUAAGUUUAAAAAUAGAUCUUUGCAGAAAUUUCAAACAUGGCAAUUCACAAGUUUAUCAUUUCGCAAACAACAGCGUAAUGGCUUAAAUGGAACCGCUAAAAGUUUGAACUGUUUCCUUACCUGAGAAGAAAAGUAGAGCUGUGUUGUUUUCUGUUGACUCGCCACGUUUAUAGCCAAAAGGGUUUGUUGUGUCGUUCUUCGCAUGAAGUGCUGACAAAAAUGGCGGCUCAUUUGCUCGAGGUAAGACGUCGUCUUUCUGUAUCAUUCUUUUUCCUGUUUACUUGAAACGUAGAAUUUCUGCAAACAUUUCCUUUUAAAUUUGUUUUUCAUAAAUAAACUUCGAUUUUUGAGCCAAAAUUGUCUUCUUAGAAAACGGAAACGGCUUCUUCUACGCGAAUACACGGGAGUUGUAAACAAUCCAUCGAGCACAAAACUCCUGCUACUACUGAGUGCUACAGUAAAUUGAAAAACGCCGUAUUGAAUCCUUCCAAGUCUUUUCUUGCCUUAAAAAAAGUCAGCCCUAGGAUUCUGUCCACUUUUAAAAGAUCGUUCUCUAAAAAAUGGGAAAAACACUGAGCUCACACAUUAUCCACUCGCUAGGAGGUGAAUAUUGUUGAAUAGUCCGAGAUAGCGAACCAAUCAGAUUGCUUAAAUCACCAAGAUCACUGAGUGUGUAUAUACUAAGUAUAUAUAUAUAUAUAUAUAUAUAUAUAUGUUGCAUGAAAAAACGGUCCUUGUAAAAAAGCGUCAUUUUUAUGUAAAAAAGCUGCUUUUUUACAAAUUGAGCGGUUGUAAAAAUACUGCUUUUUUACAAGUUACCUGGUUGUAAAAAUACUGCUUUUUAAAAAGCAGCUUUUUUACAUAAAAAAGCUGCUUUUUUACAAAUUAGCCGCUUGUAAAAAUACUGCUUUUUUAUGUAAAAAAAGCUGCUUUUUUACAAGUUACUUGGUCGUAAAAAUACUGCUUUUUUACAAAAAUAUAUUUUUGUAAAAAAGCAGCUUUUUUAUGUAAUAAAAAGCGGCUUUUUUACAACAUAUAUUUUUGUAAAAAAGCUGCUUUUUUAUGUAAAAAAUCUGUUUUGUUACAAAAGGUAUUUUUGUAAGAAAGCUGCCUUUUUUAUGUAAAAUCCUGCUAUUUUACACGUAUAGACCAUUUGACAAACUCAUUUAUCGAAGACAGGCUGUUUUCCAUAGCAUGGUUCGAAAUUUAUUGAACUGUAGUUUUCGUGCGGCUAGUCACGUUCACGUUCCCGUGUCCCCUUUAUUGUGGGGCAUUUAAAUUCCCUUGUUAACUCGCUGACAGCGUUAAAAAUUUACGUUCUUUUUAUUCUUUUUAUUCUUUCUUCUUGUUUCCUUUGUCAUUCAAUUUUCCAGGACCUUCUAAUUGUUGGAUGCGAAGAAGGAACAGGCAGUAAUUUCAUUUGUCAUGCUUAUCGGCUGAGGUCACGCACGGCAGUAACUGCAUGUUAGGCAAUAAUAGAAUAGCUGGGUUAUUCACUGUCUUAUUUAUAAGCAAUGCCUGUCACAAUCUCUUGCAGCAACCAAAGACUUCUAUUCUCUCCUUCAUUGCUACUUUUGUUCAAGCCGAAAACUAUACAGAAUAUUGUUCUGUAUUAUUUAUCUAUUUUCCCAAGGUUAUCAGCUGCAAUGAUCGGUUUAACUGUCAACAAAAUACUUGGCUAUAAUGCUUUGGUGCUCUUAGCAGUGGAUAAAUAAAUUAUAACUCCAUUUCUAGCAUAAAAUCUCCAGCAAGAAUCAACGACAGCAAUUGUUAGGCAAUUUCCUGUAUUAUGUAUGAUGCGCUAAACUUCUAUCACGGGAUUCAUGCUAUGUUGAAAUCCAUGCUGAUGCAUGCAAGAUUGUCAUGUCUGCGUUACAACUUUAAGCUUUCAACAUGAUGUAGGAACAUGUUCAGUCGGCUAAUCAAGCAAAAGGAAACGCUAGCCUAUAGCUACAAGCGUACAUACACUCGCUUGUUAGUCUAAUUUUGCAAUACAGAGAGCAACUUGUAAGGCCAUAAAAACAGCAGACCACAGCAGCCGAUUUGUUUAUAAGAAUUAGGGACUAUAAAGGCGGUCUGUAACGUACGACAAUGCGUGUUUUAUUUUAGAGAUCGAGAAAUAAGCCAGAAAACACUUGUAAAGGCUAAACAAGUUUAAUAUGAACACUAGCUGAAAUCGCCAGCAACAUUUAGAGUAUGACCGUUUUUUUACAAAAUAUAUUUUUGUAAAAAAGCUGUCCUUUUACAAAUAUAUAUCAGUGUAAAAAAACAGCUUUCUUACGGUACCGUUUUUUUACCGUUUUUUUUCCCUCGUGAUACUGCGUUCCUUUUGAUUUUAUUGCCAUGGCAAACUGUCUGUAGGCGCUUUUUGGAUAGAGAAACUUAUUCUUCAGAGGUGUCCUUUCAUUUAUUUGUUGUACUUCAAUAAAAUACGGUUUCCAGAGGCACAUUCAGCGGAUUUAACUGAGUAGGUUGCUUUUUAUUUGAUUACGAAACAUAACUCUGAAGCGCAUUGUUUAAUUUGACAGAAUGCAACGGGUAUCUUUGCAUCUUUGCACGGGCCAUGCUAUGAACAACGCCAAUAUAGAGUGCCGAAAGCAGUUUCUUAGACAAUUUAAAUCUUUGUAAUGAAAGGAAUUAUAAGCUGAAUAAAACCUAAGUCACGCUUUGAGAGAUUUUCGUCCCCAGAGCCCCUCAGCUUUUUGAACGAGCGAGAAACCGUUCCUUUUCGAUGACCACGCGGCCAAAUGUGAACGACAAGUGUUAUGAGUCGCCCAAUCACUUCAAAGUUUAUUGUUCCGCAUGCCAAGUUUAGUAGUUUUACGCCACACCUUGCAUCAUUUUAUCUUUUGGUUUAACAAGUUGCUGCUUUCAAAUCGAUCGUAGGGACAGGUCAGGAAAACCCCACAGCAAAUUCAUCAGAGAAGAUAAGAAAUGCAUCUUAAAAGCCUUCUUUUCGUGCUUGGUAAGUCAAAUUGUUUUUACCACUUACUUUUUUACUCUGGGCGCCCGGCUCGAGUGCGAGCUUCAUGCUCAAACGCGCUGAAAUGAAAGUGUGAAGCAGGAGUGAGAAGGAUAACUUUCUAUGAAGCAAGGAAGCCGUGCGCAUUGCAUUCACUUAUGCAGUAUGGACCCCUUUCGCUUAUUCGAGCUAAUGCAUUGCAGAUUACCUGUUUAUAGCUAGUUUGGGAGCCUUCAACCUGAUAUUGUACAUGAGCAUUGCAUGGCCCAAUAUUACUACAUGCUUGCCAGCGAAAACUUUUUUCAUCUAGCAACCCAGUGCCACUAAAAAGGCAUACAAAUCAGCUUUUUUUUCUCAGUGUUUUAACGCUAUAGUACCACAGACCAGGGCUCAAAAUAACGGCCGGUCAACGGACAAUGUCCGGCCUGAUCGUGGACUUGACCGGUCAAACUCUCGUCUGGCCGGUCAUUUUGACCGGUCAUCUUUGGAUACGAACAUUUUAUAAUAUUUUCCAUAAGUUGUCGCUUAAUGCGUUUUGCUCAGUCUAUAACGCUGUAGUGACUUCUUUUCUCUUUGGCUUUUUUUUCUUUGCUGCUUCCACCGUAAUUUUUAGGGAGUUAUUAUAACUCCAAAAAUGGAGUAAAAAUUUUAGGUACAGGAUAACCCCAUUUUUGGGGUUAUUUUAAGUCCUAAUUUAACUCCGAAUUUGGGGUCAUUUUUACUCCUGAAAAAGAGUUCUUUUUACUCCCAGUCUGGAGUUAAAAUUACUCCGAAAUGGGGUUACUUGUACUCCUUACAUGGGUUGUUGUUACUCUUUUUGGAGUUAAUUUAACUCUGAAAGUGGAGUAAAAAUUUUAUGUACAGGAUAACUCCUUUUUUGGGGUUAUUUUAACUCCUCAAGAUCUGGGGUCACUUUUACUCCUGAACAAGAGUUCUUUAAACUCCUUUUUCGAGUUAAAAUAACUCCACGAAAAAUAACUCCACUAUCUGGAGUUAAAUUAGCCCCACUAGAGGAGUUAUUAUAACUCCCUGAAAAUUACAGUGUCGCAUUAAAGGCUGUAAAGAAAAAAAGGACGCCGCAAUAAAUUUCAUGUCGUCAUGUCGUAAUGAAAUGCAACAAAGCGAAACAACAACAAACUGCUGGAGUAACGCAACGAUGCAGCAGGUAGUACUGUGCUUUCUGCUUGUGCUAAAGUCAAUAGUGUGACCGUCUUUGGGAAAAAAUACACUAACGAUAAUCUGUUAUCCGUUAGAAAACUAAAGGAUAGCUAACAGUUUUGUCCAUCUGAUAAACGUUCUUUUUCAGCAUUCUUCUGAACGUAACUCAGUCCACCUCUGAUAAAGGUUAUUUUUGUGUGCUACUGAUGAAGAAGGCUUCUCCAGUGGUAAACGAUGCUUUUUAGUGUCGUUUACUGAUGGGGUCGGCGAGAAGGAGAGGCUUAAUCGAUAACAUUUUUGUGAACAAUCCUGAGCAGGUGCUAAUCAGCGAUAAUCUCAUUACUGAUGUCAGCGAUCAUUUUUCGCAGUUUUGUAUUUUGACAUCAACAAGAGAUAAAAUUAAACGGAAGCAAAUUAAAAACGCGAUCUUUCGCAUUUCAAUCCCGAUAGUCUUAACAGCGACCUUGCUACGAUCGACUGGAGUUGCAUCAUUAAAACGCACGCAAAUAAUGUAGACGAGCUAUUUUCAACUUUCUAUAGAAAUUUUAAUAAAAUUAUAAAUAAACAUGCACCGAUUAAAACCCUUUCUCGACGUAGGAUUAAUCGUAACCUCGAAAAUCUAGUGACUCAUUAUUUACAAGAAUUAGGUAUUCACUUCAAUAUAAUAGGUGUCACGGAAACUAAAAUCACCAAUUUUAAUGAGAAUACAGGCCUUUCAAACAUACCCGGUUACGUUUUUGAACACGUUCCAACACCUCUAGCAUGUGGUGGUGUAGGCCUCUUUGUCCAUGAAACACUUAGUUAUUCAGUUUUUGAAAAAACUUCCACCGAAUCUUUUCAGGCAUUGUGGAUAGAAAUUUCUUUUGUUAAGAAGAAAAACGUAAUCUGUGGAGUCUUAUACCGUCAACAUAAUUAUCCAGAGAGCUUUCUUAAAUACUUGGAAGAGACUAUCGACAAAUUUACUUCCACAGGGAAGAACUUAUGUCUCUUAGGUGAUUUUAAUUUAUGUCUACAAAAAAUCGAAACCUGUAAUUACAGUCGCGACUUCUUACUGGCUCUUCAAAGUUGUUAUCUCCUUCCAACUAUUGACAAACCAACACGUGUUCACAUAAAUUCUGCAAGCUUAAUCGAUAACAUUUUUGUGAACUUCCUGAGCAGGUGCUUAUCAGCGGAAGUCUCAUUACUUAUGUCGGCGAUCAUUUUUCGCAGUUUUGUAUUUUGACAUCAACAAGAGAUAAAAUUAAACGGAAGCAAAUUAAAAAACGCGAUCUUUCGCAUUUCAAUCCCGAUAGUCUUAACAGCGACCUUGCUACGAUCGACUGGAGUUGCAUCAUUAAAACGCACGCAAAUAAUGUAGACGGGCUAUUUUCAACUUUCUACAGAAAUUUUAAUAAAAUUAUAAAUAAACAUGCACCGAUUAAAACCCUCUCUCGAUGUAGGAUUAAACAAUUUUCUAAGCCUUGGAUUACAAAAGGUAUAAGAACGUCAAUCAAAGAAAAAAACAGACUGUACCAAAUUGGCGAUCAGGAAAAGUAUAAAUAUUAUCAAAAUAAAAUUUGCAGUCUUAUACUUUUGAGUAAGAAACACUAUUACUGCGCCUUUUUUAAUAACAGUUUAAGUAAUAUAAAAAAACAUGGCAAGGCAUAAAUGAAUUAUUAAAUCGCUGCAGAAGAAAGUGUAAAUCUGUUAGUAAAUUAAAAGACCCAGAUAACAACAAUAACCUUACUAAUGAUUCCUCGCGUAUACCUAAUAUCUUAAAUAAACAUUUCUCAAAUGUUGGCAACAUCUUAGCAAGCAAACUACCACCGGCAGAACGUUCCUUCAUAGACCACCUAAGAAACUCCAGUUCGCCAGAACUUUCGUUUUUCUUCAGACCUGUAACUCCAUCCGAAAUUCAAUUCAAAUUUUAUCUAUACCAAACAGCAAAUCGCAUGGCUUAUACUCCUGUCCUACUCAACUUCUUAAAUACUCAAGCGAAGUCAUAUCUCCAGUUCUUUCAGAUAUUCUCAAUACAUCUGUCUCUCUUGGGGCUUACCCCCAAAAACUUAAAAUAUCUAAAAUUACACCUAUCUUCAAAGCUGACGACGAGACCGACAAUUCUAAUUAUAGGCCAAUUUCAUUAUUAUCAAAUUUCAAUAGAAUCUUCGAAAAAAUUAUGUAAGACAGAAUGAGAGACUUUAUUGAAAAGCACAGCCUAUUAUAUUCGUCUCAAUAUGGUUUUCGUCAAGCUCACUCAACCCAACAUGCUAUUCUUGAUAUGGUAGAAACUAUACAAACCAAUAUGGAUAAAAAACUUUUUUCAUGUGGUGUUUUUAUUGACUUAAAAAAAACCUUUGACACUGUGAAUCAUCCUAUUUUACUUGAUAAACUAAAUUAUUAUGGCUUCCGCGGAAUUGUCAAUCAAUGGUUUUCCUCUUAUUUAUCAAAUCGCACACAAAGUACUGAAAUCGGCUCUCAUAUAUCUAGUAAACGAAAUAUCAAUUGCGGCGUACCCCAAGGUUCUGUCCUAGGUCCCCUUCUCUUCUUGCUUUAUAUAAAUGACAUCCAAUAUUGUUCAAGCAAACUCCAAUUUUUCCUUUUUGCUGAUGACACUAAUCCUCUUUAUGCUCAUAAAGAUUUAAAGACACUGGAACUAACAGUAAAUGCAGAAUUACACAACUUGUAUGACUGGCUGACUUCAAACAAACUUUCCCUGAAUAUUAAAAAGUCAAACUAUGUAAUUUUUCGUCCAUACCAAGAAAAAUUCAACUAUGAUCCCCAGGUUAAUAUUUUUGAAAAAGACAGCAAUAAAAAGGUUACCCUUGAACGCAAAAACUUUAUUAAAUAUCUUGGACUGUUAAUCGAUGAAAAUCUACCUUGGAAGAUCCAUAGUCACUCUGUUGCAAAUAAAAUAAGUAAAACAAUUGGGCUAAUUGCGAGAUUAAGACAUAUUGUUCCCACUUGCACCCUCUUAAAUAUUUAUCAGUCACUAAUUACACCUUAUCUAACUUACGGUCUUAUCUCCUGGGGCAACGCCUGUAAAACUUUCCUUGACCAAAUUCUUGUCCUUCAAAAACGCGCACUGCGUUUAAUAUAUUUUGCUGAAACAAACGACCACGCAAUACCUUUUCUUGUCAAUGCAAAACUUCUACCUUUACAGUCUCUAUAUUAUGAAUCCGUUUGUAGUCUUAUGUAUGAUGUAAAUAAAAACCGGGCUGCUCCGGAUAAUAUUUCGAAACUCCUCUCUCGAAUUUCUAGUGUUCAUACUUACAACACACGUGCCUCAACCUCUAAACAUUUUUAUAAUAAAGAAUCUCGACUCAAUGUCAAAAGAAAUGCUUUUUCGCGUGUUGGGGUCAAAAUUUGGAAUGGGAUACCUCAAAUUCUCAAAGAAAGACCGAAAAAAGCUUUUAAAAGAUCACUAAAAGAAAUGCUACUCGAUAUCCUUGAAACUGAAGACUCCUAUAUUGAUGUGGAUACGAUCAUCGUGAAAAUGGAAAAGUAAUUCUCUUGUCCUUUAUUUUCAUUUUAUUUUAUUUUUAAAAUUCCACUUUAAUAUUGUCCUUGCAUUUAAGUAGAAUAGUAUCUAUUUAAUGUUAAAUGUAUAUACUUAUAUAACGUCUAAUUUCUUUGUAUUUGUCUAGUUUGUAGUAAAUUAUGUAGCCUGGCCUGCCUCGGAUAGCCUCGCUAACUGCAGGCCAGUCCCAAUGUAUCUUUUGCUAUAUUUCCAAAUUUAAAUAAAGUUGAAAGUUGAAGUUGAAGUUGAACUCCACCAAAAUCAGCCAGUUAAACUUACAAGGUUUAUUUUACUUACUCGCAAGGCGGUUCUACAUUCUUCCUGAUGUUCUUCUGUUUCUCCAUCUAUCUAGCUGCUUACCCUUCUUCCUUCAGUUCCUUAGCAGCUCGCUAUUUGUUUUUGGUCGUUGACCAUAUGUCUACACAUAUAAUAAUGCAUAGGAUGUAUCUGCCAACAAAAACGAGCCCGCCACAAAACCCUAACUAGCUAAGUCAAUUACUAAAAACGUAGAAAUGUCCAUUUAAAAGAUAACUAUCUUCCGAGGGAUGUCAAAUUUGGAGACAAGAUGUCCCACUCUCAAAAAGCACACUGUUAAUAUUUAUGUUUCUGUAUGCAAAGCUUAUUACUAAAUUGCCUAUUCAUUACGUUGCAUUUUUAAAGGUAAACUCUUAGAAUGCUCUAGAACCUUAAAAGCCUAUUGAUCGGAUAUUUAUCGAACUUUUAUUAACUUUCCAUAUAUCUUCAAAAUCGGGAAGAUAAGCCUUGUAACACAUCUAACGUUUCACAUCUACUUGUAAGAGGAAUGUGAAAAUCAACUUCGACAGAAUUUGGGGGUUGUCCCUCAAAUACCGAGAGCUGAAAUAGUUAAUCAUUACACAUAGCAAUUGAAACAGAUCAAUUAGUGAUUAUUCAGAGGAAUAGUAGGCACAGAGGAACCAGUGUGGGCAAAGAGGAACAUUAGGCACAGAGGCAAAUCGAUCGCAAUUCUUACCAGGUCGUCCGGCAGCUGUUUCUCCGGGAAUAACUUUUAGCACAUCGAUUUUAUAAUAAUUUCUUUAUGUCGAACAUGAAUCUCGUUUGCGGACUCGAUUCCAGAAUAGUAUGAUAAAAAAAUUUAAGCUAAUCGAGAACGAACGUUGUCUAUCCCUCAUUCCUGUAAAGAGCUUUAUGCAAAUUUCUGUUGACGUUAAUGAGCCCUUCCCGAUAAAGUGUUACGCGACGACCCAAACGAAAGCUCUGCUGUAUAUUUAUUGACUUCUGAUGAUAAACACGCUGUUUGUGGAACGGAUAUUCCCCAAAUCAACUUCUUUACCGAAAAUAUUUAGUGUUGUUCUUCUUUGUAGAGGAGACUUUCGAUCGCGUGCCGGGCAACGAAAAAGAUCAAGUUUUACCGAUAUGCAGAUAUGGGACGAACCUUGGGGAUUUCAGACACCGCCGUACGAUGAUACUCAAGGUAUAACGGACAUGAAAACGGGCAAAAACCGCGGAAAGGAACUCAAGAACGUGUGAAUGAAUUUUUCACCUACUUGCUACCAAAAAGCUGAACGUGAAUGCACUACAACGAUCUAAUGCCAGCGUAAUUCGAUAUUCCAUUAGGCAAAAAAAAUAUAUAUAUUAUAGUAUCUUGACCGGCCAAAAUUGGGGUUUGUCCGUGCUAAAAAAUAUUUGGCCGGUCAUCAGGACCGGCGACCUGCUGUCCGAUAUUUUGAGCCCUGCAGACCGAGGAUUGUUUGAAGAAACAAGCCAUGCCAGUGAGACCAGUGAGAGUAUUCCUUACGUGUUGCACGACAUGGCCGAAAAUCGUUGUAAACAAGUUCAUGCAUGAUAAUCACGGUAAAUUUCGCAGAACAGCAUUUUCAACAUUUGUCAAGAUACUUUUACUCGUUUUGGUUGUUACUGGUCGUCAAAGAAAAAAAAAAUAAGUUUUCGUUAAUUUCAGAGGUGUGAAUUUCAACUCUUAAAUGUGUGUGUCUCUUGGGUUUGCAAGAAAUAUCAAAACGUCGUGACAUAACGGCUCCUUUUAGUCACUAAAAUGGCUAUAGUCAAAAUGAAGCAGAAGUUCAAAUACCCCUCGAGCCGUAAAGCUGUGACGUGCCUGAGCAUGAAGCAUUUAAAAUACGUUAUUUUAUAGCCAGCAGCGGUAGCGUUUAUUUCCCGGUUUAUACCCAGACAUGAGAAAUUUCUGCAAUUUGAUUGGCUUCGAGCAGUGGUAUUUCAGCUUAAUUUGAAAUUCCUGCAUGUGAAAAUUACGAAACUUUUGCGGGUAGUAAGUAUAAACAAAUAAUAGCAUGAUUUGUACGUGAUGUUUGGCAUACUCCACUCAAAUUGUCUCUCGUCUAACGGCUCGUGAAAUUACGUCAAUUUCAAAAUAUCAGUCGUGGUAUUUACGCCAAAUAUCACUACAAAUCAUGCUAUUAUCUAUAAAAAUCACGAACCGGAAAGUCAGCGUCAACCCCAAUUUAAUAUUUUUAAACGGAGUUAUUUUAUAUUUUAAUAAAAGUUAGUUAUGUUAUAUUUUAAUAAAAUACGGUUACAGGCCAGAGGCAUGUUUAGUGGAUUCAACUGAUUGAACUGAGCAGGGUGCUUCGCUUUUACGAGGUAUUGGCAGGGCUAUUGGCAGCAUGUAACGGGCAUCUUUGCACAUCUUUGCACAUCUUUGCACGGUUGUGCACAACGCCAUCUGUAUAGAGUUUAAAUCUUUGUAAUGAAAAGAAUUAUUAGCUGAAUAGAACCUCGACGGUCACGCUUUGAGAAAUUCUCGUCCCCAGAGCCCCUCGACUUUUAUAUAACGAGCAUGCGAUGAAAACCUCUUGUUUUCCAUAACCACGCUGCCAAAUGAAACGAAAAGUUCGGGGGAAGAGCGUGGUUUAAAAAUAGAAAUCGGCCCAAUAUUGUAAUUCGCCCAAUCAAAUUUCAAAGUGGAUUGUUCUGCAUGCCAACUUCAGAGGACAGAUAUGUAAUUUUUACGCCACAUCUUGCAUCAUUUUAUCUUGACUGGUUGCACAAGUUGCUCUCAAACCCGGGAGGGGGGGGGGGGGGACGCGGGUACUCCCUUAUAUAGGCCAUAUAGGUAUGUGCCGCCCCAUCAGGUGGGGUUUUUGCGCCGUUUUUUUUUUUUUUUUCGAUGAGUUCUGCACAUAGGCGUACGGGAAAUUUUUUGCCAGGGGGGGCGGUAAACCAUUUGCCCAAAAAAUUCUCGCAAGUUGCCCGAAUUUUUCCGAAACGUACAGUCGAAAAGAAACGAGGGCCAUACGAUGCAACAACAGAGGCCGCACUGGCAUAUGAAGGUGGCUCGAUAAAGUAACGGUUUUUCAGGGUCAAUACCUCCCAAUUCUGAGUAUAACUACGUCGCCAUAGACAAACAUUUGGAAAAAUUGCCACCACAGUUUUAUUAGAUAAAGAUGAAAAUUUGUCAUGAUCAGGAAUGCAAUGACAUCGGAGUUGUCAUAGCAACGAAAUGACGCCAUUGCCUAUAUUACUUGCAGUAAUAUUUCUCGGCACAGGGAACUGUUCUUACAAAAUCGUUCACGGAAGCUUUUUCCUCAAAUAGUCGCCUCGAUGUUCGGAAACUGUGAGAGUGUUAUUGGGAUAUUUUGGAAUGACGUUUUCAUCGUUAGAAAUAUGGUAAAAAACGAAAAUCUUGCUGUUUGGCCGUUAUCGAACUGAGAACUAAGCAGCCACUUCUUCAUUUUUAGAUCCAUUGCUGAUGCUAUCUGCCAUACACUAUUCUACGAGCGGGAGAUGAUUCUAUUAAGAUAUGCGGAAGUUUAUUCUAAUCAAUUCACGACUGGAGAGAGCCCAUUUCAGUUAGUGCAGUGCAGUACAGUGCUCAGCAGUAAAAAACCUGAUAUAAACCUGAUGAACACUGCUAUUGGCCAGUCGAAAUAUCGCAACUUAACUCUAUUUCACGUUGUUUGAUCAGUCCCUGCAAAAGUCUUCUUGAUUGUAACGUUUUGAUCUAUUUUGACUGAUCACGAUCUUUUCGGAUCCGACGUUGAGCAGGAUUGAUCGUACACGGUUUUUGCAGUGGUUUUUUUACCUUAACUAAAUACUUUAAAAAACUAUAAAUAUUUAAAUCAACGUGUGAUACCCUUUCCUGAUAACCAGAAACUCAUCACGUGCUAGGCAACCUAUGUCUCGACAGAACGUAACUUGAUUAUUACGCCUACCGACGUCAGGAUUUUUAUCAGAAUAGAAUAUAAAAUAUUUAUCUCUUAAAAAUAACAUUAAAAAAACAACGAAACGUCUUUAAAACCUGGCUUUGCCCAAAUUUUCUCUUGCUGCCCAAAAAAUCCGAGUUGCCCAAAAUUUGGGGGGGCUGCAGCCCCCCUCGCCCCCCCGGCCAGUACGCCUAUGGUUCUGCAGCGAACUACAAGGCUGAAUGUUCAAACAGUUGAACUUUCAAGUGUGUGGUGCUGUUGAGGAACGGUGCUGGAUUUACAAGCUUGAAAGGUAACUCGAAGCAAAGUUGGCAUUUUACAAAGAAACAUAUGGAGAUAGCGCCAUUUUGUAUCGAACGGUCAGUGAAGACCGUCAAUGGUUUUAGCCUUCUUCUUCAUAGUUCUUACGCUGUUUGUUCUUCUUUCUUGGUCUCAAAACAAAGCUUGUGUGACAUUGGAUCGAUACUUUAUGCUGGCUUUGAAUAAAUGCGGUGAUUAAUUUUAUAAGAAACCAUUUUGAAACACAUCAUGUUUUGUCAAGUUUUUAAUUUUUUUGAAAAAUCCUCAAAAACAGGAAUUGGGGUCGGUUUUUUAGUACCGAAUGCGUGGUACCUUCAAGGAAAAUAUAUUCACAAACAGUCUGGGUCAAUUUUGACUUCAUACCAUCGAGAUCGAUGCCAAGAAAUAAAAUAUUCUUUGUUGGAAGUAUUUUUAUCGGCUUCCACCUCCCUAAACAAUUUGCCAGUUAAAGGGUUAGUGAUACAUGCUUUAAUUAUAGUUACCAAGUUAAUAAUUUAUGGUGUUUAUCACCUAACAACAAACAUCCCCAGGGGAGUACUCCUUUACAUUUGCCUUAUUGAUCUAAAAUAAGUGCUAGAGUAAGAUUUGGAAAGUCGAACAAUACACCCCACUAAGAAUAGACCUUGAGUUUUCACGGUUUUCGACGACAUCUUGAUGAGUAGGCAAACGUGUGAGAAAUCACAGUGUUUGUAUGAGAAUCUAACGUCGAAUAAUUUUCGUAAAACUUCUGUUCUGAAAGAAAUAUUAAUUGUAAACUAAAACUACAAAGCAAAGGAUUGUCUUAAAGAGUUUUGGGGGCAUACCUGUGCUUAAAUUUCUCCAGAGGCUUGCUUUAGGUUUUCCAUAAAACUGUCUGUAAUUUUUCCCGGGACUUUCUUACAGACAAAUGUACAGAAAUUUUAAAGUGCUAGGGCUAGGUUUUCUGGCGCAUGUAACGCCCUCAACUUUUUUCAGUAGAAUCCUUAAGCGCGAAGCUUUAGUUUACAAUUCAUAUUUUUUUUUAGAACAGCCGUUUUACGGAAAUUAUUCGACAUCAGAUUCUCAUACAAACACUGCCAUUUCUCACGCGUUUGCCUACUCGUCAAGAUGGCGUCGAAAACCGUGACAGGGUCUAUUCCAAAGAAUACGCCCCCGGAUUCCUCAGAUAAUAAUUGAUAGCCAUCAUUUUGUGAGCCAAAAAUCCUGGUGGGUUCUUCCUCACUUUUGUCUUAGGUAUUGGUCAUUUCAGACCCUUGACUACGGAUUUAGAAGGUCAGACGGCACAUCCCCACCACGAAGUGCUAAGAAUACCCCCCCCACGCCCCGCCCCAGGAGAAUAAAUCGAAGGUAUUUUAUGGACUGCGGGGCGCGCGCAAAUCUACAAGGUCAAUAAUGUCAAGUACAAGAAAACCAAUGUAAACAUGACAGCUAAACCCACGAGGCUCUAUCUUAAACCGAAGCAGGAACUCUGAUAUAGGUCACAAUCAAGGUCAGCGAUGGUGCCAAAACGCGCCUACUUCAAGGACUGGCACUUAAUUUUAAGAAAUGACGGACGUUCAUGUUAAAAACUAUUUUAAAAGGUGAUAGAAUUUGAAAACCUGUCGAUGCAAAUACGGUUGUUAACCUUGAUCUACAAACUGAUCAUGACAAAACACUAGGCUCGAGUGAAACGUCAAGCACAAUGAAAUAAACUAAAAAUAACCUACAAAAUACUUCACAACAUUAUGCAUGAUAAUCACGAUAAAUUUAAACUAAACUGCAUUAGUCAAGAUACAUAUUUUUGGUUUUGGUUGUUACUGAUCAUCGAAAAGAAAAAUAUGUAGUAUUCGUCAGUUUCAGAGGUGUGAAUUUCAACUUGUAAAUCGGUCACACCUUGAACAGAUGCCAAUUUACUGUUGCAGAAAGAUGGAAGUCGGGAGGGCAAAAACUACCGGAAUGCGGAUGUUUCAUUGAAUGCUUGACAUGUUGAUUGAUUCAUAGAUGGGUUACUUAAUUAAACAGCUGAUUGAUUGAUUGAUUGAUUGAUUGAUUGAUUGAUUGAUUGAUUGAUUGAUUGAUUGAUUGAUUGAUUGAUUGGUCGUGGCAGAUAUUGUAGUAAUAGUAAAAACUAUCUUCCUUCUUUCAUUCAGUUAUCCUUUCUGGAAGUGGAGCAGCUCUUCCCGACCUAGGUACAUGUUCAUUUAUGGAAUAUUUCUGUGAUGCCAGGAAAUGCCAAACGCACUUUUUUAAAGGACUCCAGAAAGACCCUAAUGGAGAUUGCAGGUACAGUAAAGUUUAUAACAGUUAGAACCUUGAAAUAUGCUGUUUUCAGUAAGUCUUUUCUCUCAAAACACGCAUAACUCACCCCAGUUUAAAGUAAGUCACCAUACCCAAUUAAGAGUAAAAGGAAUGCUGGCCUUCAAUUCUAGAAAUAAAUAACUUUUUCUGUAUCAAUUUUAACGCAAAUUUUUACCUUCUACAUUCCGACAGCGCCAAGUUUAGCGAACUGACCAGAUGCGUGAUUAAGACGGUUGAUAUUUGUGCUGGAGAUGUACUGCCCCAAAGCCAGAUCGAGAGCAUUGUUCACAAAAAAUUCCAAGAAACUACCUUUUGUUUAAAAGGAGGAUCGAAUCCGGUAACCUCGGUGGGCUCGCGAUGCAGGAGUUCGUACAGCACUGAUGCAAACAACUGUUUGAGAACCUUCCAUCAAACAUUCGCUGCGGACAAGUCGGAUCCUGAGCUGUGCUCGUAAGUUGAGCAAGAACUUAGUAACAAUGGCGUGCCCUUUAGUUUUAACUGAACUUAAACGUACCGCAUGAUGAAUAAGGCAAGGUUCAAUUUGACCUGUUCCAUCCCCCCCGGGCAAUCCCCCGUAACAAGCCCAUCUCUUCGGGCCCGGGGUUGGGAAAUUGUUUGAGGCGGUCCUGUCCCAAAAGUAGGGGGUGGGGCAAAUCAAAAAUAUCUUCCCUUUGAUUUUGCCAAGCUCGCGCGGUUCACGAUGGCUGCGGACCUCAAGACUACGUAUUUUUAAAGAAAGACGCAGGAACUUCUCAGAGUCUGUAUUUAAAGGUCUGUAUUUGAAACGAAUGUGCGUGUGAUACGUACUCGAAUGGAUUUUAAUUCUUGGAAAAGAUGGACAGAAAGUAUGUCUUCAGCCUAGCUUUAAUGAAAAGAAAACUUAUAUGAAAACGGAUACAAGGCGUUUGAUAUAAAGAUAAACAGAGAUUCAGUCCAGUGAUCUUAUGAAGUGUUCUAUCAAGAGAGUCUCAAUGACGUUAACCGAUAGGCGUAAAACGGCCAAAAAUUUAGUCGAUAGCCGUAAAAAUUGAAAAAUUUUAACCGUUAACCGUAAAUAGGGUCAACAAGAGUUAACCGUAAAAGAAAUUGUUCCCUAUGAUUUGUUAAUUUUAAGGAAGGUGCUAAACUCACUAAUGGUUGCGUUUUUUUUUAUUUCCCGGCUACUUUGACUCCGUAUGCACGUUAGGCCAAGCGCCUUUUAGUUGCUGACAAGCUGGACCCAUGCUCCAUUUCCGCCGCUCUCUCGGGGAACUAAUUUUUUCCCUAGCGAAAAUCUGGCUUCUUGCUGGGAAUUAAGAGGCUGUCCGCGUAAGGACCGAUAAGGCAAAUUUUGGUCUAUCACGGAUUGCCCUGAUUUUUCCAGUGGAAGAUAACUAUCCUAUCCCAUGAAGAAAUAUCACAUUUAUUUGGACCAACUCAAUUUUUUCUCUAUUUUACAGAAAGAUUUUCUUGGUCACCUAAAACUAGCCAGUUUGCCGUCGGAAGUGGUGCGAUUUUAAGGAAACUUUAGGGCUCUUGCAAACCUACCUUACAUAGCCGAAUAAGCUGAUUAUUUUACACACAAAUGUUUUAACUCUGAUUAAUAGUUUCAAGGUUUAAUGGUUACAUUCUGUGGAAAGUUGGCUGAGAUAUGAUUUUUUUAAAAUGACCUUUAAUUUGCUUAUCGGAAAAGUAAUUUGCAUAACUAGAGCUGAACGGUAAUUUCGCAAAAGUGGCACCUGACCCAGACUCAAGUCUAUGAUAAAACAGAAGUACUAAGACCAGUCUACUUCUUAAUGCAAUAAAAUUUGUGGGCACUCCUCUUUGCGUGCUGUACAAAGUUCCGUUAAUGUUCCAAAAUUCGCCAUUUUGACAGCAAAGCUGGAAUUGUAACGGUCUGCAUCUGGUCGACUAAUUUCCACAGCUUUAACGUUUCUAGUUAUCACUAACUGUCAGUAGACCCUUUAAAUAUUGGACUUUCGAAAACAUGUGGAGAAAACUUAGUAAUCGCUUUUUCUUGGUUUUUUUCUUGUCGACGAUGAACGUGACUUCACUCUCCGUAUGCAAAUUAGCCUCAGAUGCGUCGUUUCAACAACUUGACAUGAAACAUAAUCCUUACAUUUCAUAUUUCUAAGGAGAAAAAUAACUCUCCUUUCCACAGAAAAACACGAACCAUCACUUAGAAUCCCCUUAAGGUCUGUUUUUUUUUUGUUUGUUUAACGAGGAAGAAGCAGCUGAAUAAUAUAUCAUGAUAUACGUUUGCGUGGCUUAAAAUAAUUCAAUUACUGAGGCCUGUCACGCAUUCCUAACGAGGGGCGGUCGAUUAGAAAACAAUAGCGUUGAAUCGAUCAAUUUUAUUAUAUUAUUCUCUUUUUUUAAAUGGUAGUUAAUGAUAAUAAUUAAAAAUAAGAGUUAUCUUGCAAGGUAAGUCCUCUUGUCACCACGAUAAAAUUUGUGGGCACUCUUUUUUGCUUAUCAGAUGUUUGUACACGGCACUAUGAUUAAAAAAAAUGCCCCACACCUUUUCUAUCUAAAUCCAUGUAUAGCUUUGCAAAAGGCAAAUUAGCUGUAAAUUUCAGUUUCAUUCAAAGAUCUUUAAAGCAUUUAUCGGUAGCAGAAUGAAAGGGGAAAAGGGAUUAUCUCAGUUUUUAGUUUUUGUUAGGGUCAGGAGCCUAUGGGCUCCUGUUAGGGUAUAACAUCCGUAUUCCCAAGAUGAUCUUGUUUUGGUUUCAAUCUAAUUGAAUUAUAAUGCAACAGGUGCCAGUUUCAAAUAUAAUUAUGUCAAUGAAAUCACCAAAGAGAUCAAUUGUUAAAAGAGCUGUUCUUUUCGCGAGAUCGUCAAGACAGAGUGUGGUCCCAGUAGGGGUGUGGAGGGAAAUGUGUUGGUCGCAGAGUGCAUGAAUGAUAUUACGUCGCACUUAGCCAGCUGUCACUUGCCUAAGUGUAGCAAAGUCAAUGACUAAAUGAACUCAUUUCAGCGACAGUGUUUGGUAGGUAUUCGGAACUGAAAUGACAAUCUGCCCGAGGCACAGACACUAAUAGCCUGUGUACCAUCCUCCAUCCCUUAGGAAAAAUCGGAGAAGGGGCCCCUUCUCCGAAGGGGUCGGGGGGUGGUGUGUACACAGGCUAACACUAACAUGACAAUCUGCCCAAGGCACAGACACCUCCUUGGUAGGUUUUUGCGAGCGCCAAGGUCUUGUUAGGCUCGAUUGUAAGCCGCUGUGCUGGAAAAUGAGCCCCCAAGGGAUUGGGAGACGGCGGAAAUCGAGCCUAAGGUCUUGUCAAUACCCCGGUCACACUCUGGAUCAUACUGGCAAAAUAACUACUGUGGCAGGAAAUAAGUCAAAGUUUUGCUGCAUCAUGUAAGUAUCAUUCUUUUUUCUUCUUCACGCAAAAAAUUUCUAAACGUACAGAGAUAUUCUUAUUUCUCCAUUUAACAUUUUAUCUUGCGAUGUUUUCUGAUGUUCGUUUCCAGUUUAGUUGAGCUUGCAAAGAUAGUUUAUUUAUUUCUAUUUUUUGACAGCCGUGUAUCUUGCUUUAAUCAAUUCUCACCUAUAAAAUACUAUACAUAAAGGUUAAUCCGUGUGUUGUAGAAGAUAGUUUUCUGAUGAUUGUUUGAAGAGCAUUGUAAAUGGGGAAAAAAGAAAGAACUUUCUACACGGAGUCAGGAUUCAACCUCGUCCCCAGGGCUUUCCCGCCCCUGCCAUUUUCAAAGAGGAAUGUCCUUGGGACGUGUGUGAAAAGUAUUUCAUUCUUGCAAUAAAAACAAUCUUUUUUAACUUAAACAGUGUUUAAAACAUGUCUCUGGUUUUGUAAAAAUUAGUGAGACUUAAAAGUACCAGAAUGUUCAGUUCAACUUUAUAUAGCCGAUUUGCUCCUCCUGUGCGCAAGAAACGUGAAAAACUUGACGCCAAAGGGUCGAGAAGAGUACGAUUGAGCAGUCAGCAACCAUGUCCACACCGUUGCCGGAGAUUUUUAUUGGACAAGAUUUCUCCGUUUUUCUUGUUUUGAUAACGUUUCCAUUAAGUCUUCAAAAAUGCCUCCAGAUUGCUGUUUUUUUUUUGUAUUUAUACCCUCUUGAACAAUGUGCUCCAUCAAAGUGCUCCUCCCAUCUCUCUAUUUUUAACCUACUUUACGAUCCACCCUCUCUCCCUCCGGUUCCACCUCUACUUUUACAAGCAUUUAUACUUAAAGGGUGAAAUUUCUCCUCUGUAUAUUAAUUCCUGAAAAAUUAAGUCCUUCUACUUUUUCCUGAAAUUCUUAAACUUAGUUCUUUUUCCUUUAAGAACCACUAAAGGUGCUGCUAAGGCUGCAAUAAGCGCACUCGCCCUUUCAUAUACUUCAUCUAGUGAAAUGCCUACCCUUUCAUAUACCUGAAGCCUGAAAAAGAUACCCCUUUCGGGCGGAGCCUCCCCGUAUAGCCCAUUAUAGGGAGUUUCCCCCACCCCAAUUCCGUGCUCACCCAUUGCCAGCCCAUGUUGGACUCUAGGCCCGUUUGAGUCAACACCUAAACACAGUCCUAAGUGUAAUUACAAUAAGGCAAUGGACGAAAUAACCAAUGUAAUGAACUUGAAUAUACAUUGAACUUGACUAUAGAGAUCUGCAGCAAGAAGACGAGGUGUUCGAAAGGCAAAAGCUUGUUGCAGAAAUCGCUCAAGAAUAAUUGAGACCACAACACCCUCAAUCAGAAGCUUUCAACCUAUGUAUAUGUCAAAGAAAGAUCAACCAAGCCAGUUCAACGUGGUAACAGAGCCGUAGGGCAGCUGCCUCCCCUGGACCUGUUGAGCCAGACAAAUCAAGUCUGUGGAUGGAUUUGUUUUCUUUAGACUCAGUUAUGUUGAUUAUAGUGCAAUUGAUUGCCAUUUUCAUCGUCGAGGUUGAUUUUUCGGAGACAUAUCUCAUGACAAGUGCUGAAAAUAGCAUUUCGGAGCCUCCAAAUUUGAAAUUUUUUCUAGGGGAGGACACCCCCAGACCCCCCUACAAGGCUCGUGCCUUCGGCUCUCGCGAUAAUGCCCCUCGUUACAAAAAAACCUAGCUACAGCCCUGGGUAAUGCUAAACAAAAUAAGUUGUGUCACUUUAAAAUACCAUUCAAAUCCAGGGAAAGAAAAGGAGACCUAAUUUACAAACUUUCGUCUUUCAUUCACUGAGAGCACGUGCUUUUCUCCAUCAGCUCAGUAGUAAACAUAGACAACAUAGGGAUCCUUAAUUUAGUGUGAUUAACAGCCGGCAAAAACUUUUGGGUUUUAACAGGAGACGGACCGUAAACAAAAAACUAUGCCUUUUUCUUUUCUUCCAAGUGACUACUUUUUGGUUAAUUGUCGUGUAUUACACCAUGGGCCGUCAUAUUAAUCCUAGUGGCGCCCUGUGACUGACUGACUCAGUUAAAACGGUCGUAGAAUGAAUAAAUACAACAGCACGGUAUUUCCCACCCAGUAAAGAAUCGGAAUUAACAGUGAUUAAAUUGUAAGAUUAUCAAUAACUAUCACCUUAAAAAAGAUAUAAUAAGAUAAAAGAACUGAUCGAUACACGGUCACUCUGGCGGAAUGCGUGACGAGCCACAGUAAUUAAAUUAUUUUUGAAAUUCGCGUAAACAUUUCUUCUUCUGCUGCUUCUUCCUCGUAAAAGAAACAGACCCAAGGGGAUUCUAAGUCAUACAUCGUUCGUGUUUUUCCGUAGAAAGAAGAGUUAUUUUUCCCUUAAAAAUAUGAAAUACGAGUAUUAUAUUUCCUGUCAAUUUGUUGAAACGACGCAUCUAAGGCUAAUUUGCAUACGGAGAAUGAAGUCAUGUUCAUCGUCGACAAGAAAAAAAACCAAGAAAAAGCGAUUACCAAGUUUUCUUCACAUGUUUUCGAAAGUCCAACAUUUAAAGGGUCUCAUGACAGUUAGUGAUAACUAGAUAUGUUAAAGUUGUGGAAAUUAGUCGACCAGAUGCAGACCGUUACAAUUCCAGCUUUGCCGUCAAAAUGGCGAAUUUUGGAACAUUAACGGAACUUUGUACAGCACGCAAAGAGGAGUGCCCACAAAUUUUAUUGCAUUAAGAAGUAGACUGGUCUUAGAGGGUCUUAAUGGGGUUAACCGAUAGGCGUAAAACGGCCAAAAAUUUAGUCGAUAGCCGUAAAAAUUGAAAAAUUUUAACCGUUAACCGUAAAUAGGGUGAAAAAGAGUUAACCGUAAAAGAAAUUGUUCCCUAGAUUUGUUAAUUUUAAGGAAGGUGAUAAAAUUCACUUAUGGUUGGGUUUUUUAAUUUCACGGCUACUUUGACUCCGUACGCACGUUAGGCCAAGCGCCUUUUAGGUGUUGACCUAGACCCAGGCUCCAUUUCCGCCGCUCACUCGAAGAACCAAGUUUUUUCCAUAGGGAAAAUCUGGCUUCUUGCUGGAGAUUAAUGUUUGAGAUUUUAAGGAGGUCGUGCCCUCGAAAUUGAAACAACACGCAGAGAUGUCACUGUUUGUAAAACACGUUGCUGAUAAACAACAAUUCCCUGUUUUUCUCUGACGCUACGGUAGACAUUGCCAUGCCUAGUCCCUGUAUGGCGUCUUCCCACGCAAUCUCGGUCAAGGCAUUUCGGUGGCAUACCUGAGGAAAAAAAAAACUCGCUCGGACCACGUGACCCGGAAUGCAUUAGCCGCGCGGAAUAAUGAGGCCUACGGACAAGUCACGGCAGACAGUCGUUGUGUACAGUCCUUUCUGUAUCAUUAAAAACACUGGACACGGAAAUUUUGUCAUUGGCCGUUUUCACAUUAGAGCUAGAAAAUGGAUCAUCCGUCUGAGACUAGCCUGUGUACACAGUCGCCCCCUUCCCCACAGACACCCCUUUUCCGUUUUUUUCUGAGGAGAGGGGGCGGCUGUACACAGGCUAUCUGGAACGGGUAAUCCAUCUUCAAACUAUCCAUCAAACUUGGCGGAUAAAGUCAGGCGGAUUGUUCAUUCAAAAUUAAAACCAUUCCAUUUUCAAAUUAAGACGUAUUACCUAUCUGACGCGAAUUAUCAAACGGAUAACCUGUCUCGCUCGAAUGAUCCGUCUCUAGUGUGAAAACGGCCAUUUCUGUUAUAAAUGAAUUCGCGCCCCCGGCCUUGAGUUGAGCGUUCGCGUGUCUGCUUUUGCUUUUUCAAAAAGAUUAUUUUUAUAUUGUCUGUUGACAUUUCUAUGCGUAAAAUAAUAUUAGAAGUGGAAUACUGUAUGAAGUAUGAUCUAUUAAAUGUUAAAUUUUUUCAAAAGAAUAGCUUAUUUCACCCCAAGAUGAUUCUAAGACCUUUAUUUUGCUUUAAAGUUAGAAAAAAUACAGGUUUAUUAAUAAUUAACUCUUUGAAACAAAAGAAAUUAAUUUUUAACCUUUUUUUAACCGUAACUGAAAAAACUUAACCGAUAGCCGUAAAAGAGCCGAAAUUUUAGCCGAUAACCGUAAAAGCCACCACCCCAUUGAGAACCUCGUCUUAGUACUUCUGUUUUAUCAUAGACUUGAGUCUGGGUCAGGUGCCACUUUUGCGAAAUUACCGUUCAGCUCUAGUUAUGCAAAUUACUUUUCCCGAUAAGCAAAUUAAAGGUCAUUUUAAAAAAAUCAUAUCUCAGCCAACUUUCCACAGAAUGUAACCAUUAAACCUUGAAACUAUUAAUCAGAGUUAAAACAUUUGUGUGUAAAAUAAUCAGUUUAUUCGGCUAUGUAAGGUAGGUUUGCAAGAGCCCUAAAGUUUCCUUAAAAUCGCACCACUUCCGACGGCAAACUGGCAAGUUUUAGGUGACCGAGAAAAUCUUCUUGUAAUACAGAGGAAAAAAUGAGUUGGUCCAAAUAAAUGUGAUAUUUCUUCAUGGGAUAGGAUAGUUAUCUUCCACUGGAAAAAUCAGGGCAAUCCGUGAUAGACCGAAAUUUGCCUUAUCGGUUCUUACGCGGACAGCCUCUUAAUAUUUGCUAUUUUCAGAGGGUCAUGCCCUCGAAAUACCAGUGAAACAACACGGAGAGAUGUCACUGUUUGUAAAACACGUUGACGAUAAACAACAAUUUCCUGUUUUUCUCUGACGCUACGGUAGACAUUGCCAUGUCUAGUCCCUGUACAUAGUCUUCCCACGCAAUCUCCGUCCAGGCAUUUCGGUGGCGUAUCUGAGAAAAAAAAUUCGCUCGGACCACGUGACCCGAAACGCAUUAGCCGCGCGGAAUAAUGAAGCCUACGGACAAGGCAACGGCAGACAGUCGUUCUUUACAGUCCUUUGCUAUCAUUAAAAACACUGGAAACGGGAAUUUUGUAAUUGGUCGUUUUCACAUUAGAGCUAGAAAUGGAUUAUUCGUCUGAGACUAACAACAACAACAAUAUACACUUAAUGUCAGAUCCCGAGGGAAACAGUUAGUUUUGUUUUCCCGAGAGUCCUGAAACAUCAGGACUCGAGGGAAAACAAAACUAACUGGUUUCCCGAGGUUUUUCGGUUUUUGUUGCAAAAGACUUCGGUUUUUCGGUUUUGGUGGUCAUUUGCGGAUUUUUCGUUUUUUAGCGUCUGGUUUUCGGUUUUCGUGAAAAAUACUAGCGGUUUUUCGGUUUUGGUACCCGAUGUGGUUUUUCAUAUAAUUUUCUCUUUGGUGCAAGGUCGCGAUAUGGAAGGGCAGUGAGGUUCAAUAAUCGACUGCUGUUUUGCGUAUCUGUUUAUUACCACAUUAAACCUUAGAGCAAGUUCCUGCUGCCAUGUAAAACUGAAAACGAACUAAUUGUACCGGUUAGCUUCCUCAGUGUCGACUCAGCUCAGUGCAAUCGCAUGUUAGACAAUCGAGUCUCCAAACUUUCAGGUGUUAGUUAUCAAAUGGAAAUGUUCGAUUAGAGAUUUUCGAUUGAAGUUUCCAGAGCUAUAGCUUUUUGCGACUGCAAAAUUGCAAUUCUAAAGAGGACUUGUGUGCAAAUUCUCCUAAGUUAACUAGGCUCCAUUACUAGCGGUCCUAGCGGCUUUUCGGAAAUUGAGCCGCAAAGUCUGGGCUGGAGAGAGCGGCAGAAACAAAGCCUAUGAGCAGACACAAAAAGAUGCGAAGGCUUCAGACAAAGUCCAUGACAUUCACAAAUACUUUGGUGAAAUUAGUGUUAGUUUAGUUUGCUCUGUAUGCCCCACUUGUCACCAUUGUAUCCGUUUUUGACGGUUUUGUAUGCGGUUUUCGGUUUUGGCCGAAUUUUUUUGCGGUUUUGCGGUUUUGGAUGAUUUUUUUCUUCGGUUUUGCGGUUUCUAAUAUACCCCAAUGCCCCCCUCCUUAAUUUACAAUAUAAUAUAUUAAUACAAAAAAAGGUCACAUUUACUCAGAAUAACUAAAAAGCUAAUCGAGCUGAGUAAAGCUAAAUAAUGUUCAGGCAUAAGAGGUAGGUUGGCACUAAAGCUAGAACAACAAGGAAUUAGUAAAUAGAUAAAGGGAAAAAAAGGAAAAAGGAAAAAAAAAGACUCACGAACAGUAAGACUGUAAGAUGUUUGACAUGACUUUGUUUUUAAAGGAUUUAAAGGGGGAGGUGUUUAAUGCUUUCAUCAAGGUUAUUCCAAACUUUUACAGCCGCAAAGCGAAAGUUGAAGUUACCUCAUAAGUCUUCAGCUUUGCGUCCAAGAUGGAUGACAAGAUGGCCGUCACUUUGAAUUCUAAGAUUUCAUCCAAAAUGGAUCUCAACAUCGCCUCCAUUUUAGUUUUUUCUUGCUCCAUCUUAGCAGUUUACCAUUCUGGUACAGUAGGUAAAUAAGAGACAACGAAAAAGUACGAAAAAAGUUAACUAUAAAAGUAAAAUUAACAGAGCUGAGAAAAGCAGGCCAUGCUCGCAUGACAACCGCUGACCAAUCUCACAACCGCUGACCAAAACACUAGCCUGUGUACAGUCGCCCCCUCCCCGACAGACACCCCUUGUCCUAUUUUUUCCGAGGGGAGGAAGCGGCUGUGCACAGGCUAGACACAUUGGAUUAUGCAAAGCUGAUCGUACUACGUGAAAAUUAACUUUGCAAGACAAAAACACGACACCGAAAGAACCCAAAACAGAGCGGGGUGGUAGCCGUAAACAUCUGUUUGAAUGUCAAUUUUGUACACUGGCUAUCUGAAACGGAUGAUCCAUCUUCAAACUGUCCGACAAAAUUGACGAAUAAAGUCAGGCGGAUUGUUCAUUCAAAAUAAAAACCAUAUGUUCAAUUUUCAAAUUAAGACGUGGGACCUAUCUGACGCGAAUUAUCAAACGGAUAACCCGUCUCACACGAAUAGUCCGUCUCUAGUGUGAAAACGGCUAUUUAUGUUCUAAAUGAAUGUCGCGCCACUGGCUUGAGUUGGGCGUUCGCGUGUCUACUUUUGCUUUUCACAAAGAUUAUUUUUAAAUUGACUAUUGGCAUUUCUAUGCUUAAAGUAAUAUUAGAAGUGGAAAACUUUAUAUAAAGUAUGCUGGAAAUGUCGUUAAAAUUUUUCAAAAGAAUAGCUUAUUUCAUCCGUAGAUGAUCCUAAGACCUUUAUUUUAUUUUAAAGGUACAAAAAAUACAGGUUGAUUAAUAUUUAACCCUUUGAAACCAAAGAAAUUAAUUUUUAACUUUUUUUUAACCGCAACUGAAAAAAAUUAACCGAUAGCCGUAAAAGAGCCAAAAUUUUAGCCGAUAACCGUAAAAGCCACCACCCCAUUGAGACCCUCUAUCAAGGAGGCGCUUUUUUUUUGUAGUUUUUCUUCUUCGUUUUCACCCAUUAUCCUUCUCUCAAUAAACUCUGGAAAACGUUUAUAAAAGUUGUGAAAAGGUUUCGUUUUGCUUUUGUACGGGGGGUGGGGAAUAUACCGCCAAGAAAGAGGAAAACUGCAGAUUCCCGCGGUUAUGCCCCGGGAGGGCAUGGCUACAAGUCAAAUUGAACCAUGCAUAAGCCUUUCAUUUCUCCAGGGGCACCUAACGACUUUUUAGCAAUUAUUGAACAAGUCUGAGUAGGAUAUGAAGAAUUGUGCAAAAUUAUUUAAAGUUUAAAAACAAGCCAAAGCAUGCUUACCUAGGUCGAUGUUAAAUUCAUAUCGAUAGUGCACUUUUGUCGGGAAGUUUAGGAGGUAAAGGACUGAUCAGGUCUGCAAAUAUACUCCAAAUAACUUAUAUCGUCAGUGGAGUUGUCUUCUUGCUGUUCUUGCCAUGUUCGCGCUCCCCUAAAAACGCCUGCGUGGGAAGCUAAAAAACACACUGAUUACGACGUAUACUUCCUAGUGAAAGUAAAUAUCAACAUAAUAUCAGUAACUAACGUUUCAUUUGUAGACCUUUGAAAAAAAAAAUAUCUUUUUGGUACUCCGCAAAAUCUCAUUGGUUCCUAGCAUCAACUCAUAGUACCUGCAUUCAGACUCUCAAAAUAGAUUUAAAAAGUUAAUUUAAAACUAAACAGGAUAAAAUAGGCAGGCUGGCACUGCAUAAAGGAAUCUGGGGCCCGAUUCUUGAACUAUCCGGAAAUGUUUCAGUCCCGAAGGCAAAUAUUAAAAUCAAAACCUGUUGAAUAGUAACAAUACAGUUCCUAGACCACAAACUCCUCCAGGGGGUACUUGGAUUAAUUUUUGCUGGGUAUGUGCUGCUGGCCUGGACAAGACAAGACAAGACAAGACAAGAGACAAAACAAGACAAGAGACAAGAGACAAGAGACAAGACAAAAGACAAGACAAAAGACAAAAGACAAGACAAGACAAGACAAGACAGUAUAUCGACUUUAUUCAAAUAAUAUAAUAACUCAGCUGAUGUCACACUGAAGUAACUUAAUUGCUCCGUACUGCAAAAGUGUUUUCAGAUAAUCAAAACUUCAGAAUGCGAAAUGCGUAAAUUAUUUAUUCCUUCUACUCUUUUGUUUGUUUCUUUUGUUUUGUUUUGCUUUGUUUCUGCUGUUUAGUAGCAUGACAACGUUAUUGCUGUUACGUGUUGCUUCACGCUAAUAGUUUAGAAAUUUCUUAGUACUCAAUUCCUGAAAUACUUUUUAAUUAAGCAUUUUUUACUUGGGUUAAUUGAUUUACUCAGUGUGAGAUGGCAAGUGAAGGGGUGGGAACUGGUACCCUUAAAAUCCCACCCUCCCCGACCUCGCUCCCCACCACCCCCACCCCCUCCCUUCCCGCCCUUCCAGCACCAACCUGAAACUGAACCAUUGUCUAUUUUGAUUUUGACAGGGAAUACGCCAAAGCAAAGAAGUGCUUGAAGAACCUGGCAGCGUCCGGUUGUUCCUUUUCAUCUAGUCAACAGGAAUUGCUAGACUUGGGUGUUAGUGACUACAAUCCUUUCUGUGAAAACAAUCGGGAUCCUGGGGCGACGGGAAAUGAUCAAUGUUUUGGAGUAAAGGAACUCAACAACCCCUUUCAUUCCUCUAGUCCGACCAAAACUGAUAAUUUGCAGGCUGUACUGGUUCUUGUUUUAGUGCUGUUGUUUAUUAUCUAA